ACAGUGGUGGAAUCGAACGUCCCCGAGCGCACACGGCGUAGAGGAGAGUACAGCGCGCGAGCCUCUGGAAGGAAGAUAACGGUUUCUUUUUUGCCCCUCUCCACUCUCACAACAAGAACAAACCAAACCUGAAUUUUUAGGGGGGUUUGCACAGUCUUCACAAAUUAAGGAGGAGGGAAGCGAGGGAUUGGAGCCGCAAGUUUUUUUUUUCUUUUUCGUUUUUUUUUUCUCUUUUUCCGAAAAGAGGAUUCUGUGUUUGGCGGUGGUUUGCUCUCCGUUCUCGCCGCAAAGAUGAUGGUCGGAGAGGUCGAAGUGAAGGAGCGACCGAGGCCGAGUCCCGACUAUUUGAUGCAAUUAUUGAACGAGAAAAAGCUCAUGACCAGUUUGCCAAAUCUCUGCGGCAUCUUCACACACCUGGAAAGGCUUCUCGAUGAAGGUAAGGGGGAGUCUGGAGACACUGGGGAGGUGGGGAAGCGUGACCGCGGCGCAGUCCAGUGUCGGUACGGCUCCAUACGGCUGGGCGUCCCUGCUGCAUAACGUUCUUACAUCGGAUAAACUCAUACUUCUAACAGUGGCAGCCACAAAACACUUCGUAAUUCCUCUUAUCCUAAACAAUAGUUUUCCAAAUGGGUUAACACACUAUGAGAUGUGGAUUUGAGAGUCGCUAACAUUGGGCUUCGUGGAGUUUGUUACUGUUCUCCUGACUUUAUGGCGACGAGGCAAAAACUUUUCCCCCACUCACUUAGAUAAAUCUAUUCAGCCGACUAAUGUCAACACAUACACUAAAAUGGUUUAUGUUUAAGAACUGAAGCACACUUUAGGCGUAUCUCUAUGCAAUCUCCCUUUAAUUAGCCGGGGCCUGAUUCCACAUGUUCCAGAGCAAUUUAGCUCGGGUUAGCCACAUUUUAAGCUAGCGAGUACUGGGUGUCUGCGUUCCGCUGAACUCUUGAGGAACCAAAACGGCAGCGUUUACACAGCAAAAGACUGUCUCUCGAGACGAAACCAGGCAAUACGGCGUCCUAGACAAACGCCAAAAAGUGUUUCAAAAGUUGACUUGUGUCAUUUGUGCUUCCAGAGGUUGUGUUCGUAGUUGCCCAGCGGCCGAGCUCGAAGCACGAAGGAAUGUGUCUGCUUGUUGCCCAAACAAUGGCCAGUGAUUUGCUACUGGGAGGGGGAGUGCACGAAGAUUAUUUUCCAACUUUUUCAUGAACACAAGCACCGUUCUGUUUUUCUCCUCCACCGAGCACAUGUAAUAUUCACCCCCAAGCGAGGGGCUGCUUUUCUCGGUGUUAUUUCCCCCCUUGCUGCAGCAGUCGUCGUGUUUUUCUUUUUUUUUCCUUUUUUUUCUCGCUCAACCAAAAAAAUUACGUCGCCUUUUGUCGGCGGCGUCGACCAGACUGGGUUCGGCUGGCUACCUGUGUUUCCUCCGCCCCUGUUACUUAUUUUGAGCGGCGCUGAUAAACAAAGCUUAUUCUCCAGUUUAUGUUGAUAGUAUCAAUACCAUAAGCUGGUCUUCGCGGAAGAUAGGACCCGUGGUUUAUGUAACUGAGCUGGGGACACUAGAGAGCGCCACAGCCCCCCUUGCAGACUGUCCCCAUGCUGUGAGUAGUAUCGGACUAGAGACCGUGACACCGUGGAUUAAAAAUAACACGCAUUCUGACCACUUCAUGGCAUGAAUGAGUGCUUUCUUGUUAGGCAGCAGUAGACGUAUAGAGCAGCGCAUACCUCACGGUUUCGGUUGCAUGUCUGGAUGAGUAGGUGUCGUAGUAUGUAGUCGCUGAACCGGUCUGCAAAGAUUUUCUUGUUCUCUUGCUGAGUGAUAAACAAGCCACUUCAGACAUGAAGUAGACUUCUUCUCCUUCUCAGCCAACUACUCCAAGAUAAAAUUGCAUCACCCUGAAAAACACACUUGCCUUAAUUUAAAAUGAAGACUUUAAUUUUGUCUUCUCCGCAUACACUCGAUCAGCCAACUAGUUUAUGGUGCUUUACACCUACAAAUAUCAGCUCUGAAGAGUCAGGUUGAAGGACGUAACAAUUUAAACGCUUAAAUAUAUUCGAGUUCUAGUCUAUUUCUGGCUUAGCCCUCGUAAACUCAACAAAAAUUAUUGUUAAAAACUAACUUGGAAUAAUACACACAUUGUUUUUCCUUUUAAAGGCCUUAGAGAGCUCUUUAGUCUCUCGCAGUGCUGUUUGAGUUAUUGAACUGAGGUUAGGAUGAUGGUCAUGUUGAUGUUUUCAUUUAGGCGAGACUCGGGAAGCGGACUAGUUUUUCUUUCCAUUCCUUACCUAGUCGUACACUAACAGAAGGAUUGUUUUAAGCUCCUAUGUAGUCAGCAGUUUAUGGAAACAGAUCUGAUGUAAGGGUUUGGCUUUCCCCGUGUUGAGCAAUAACAACUAAAACACAUUAGCAACUACAACAUGUGAUAAGAGUUUUUUAAUGCAGUUUUUACUCAGACUGUGGACCCUGGAAAGUCAUUUGUGUCUUUCAGAAAGUUUUAAGUUAUUGUCUGUAGGUCCCUAAGACCCCUGAUGUUUACAAGGAUCACAUUCAAUGUUUUCGGGGACUUCGACACAUUUUAUUCUCAGUUUAUGGUCACCUUAAGAGUGCUAUGAAAUGUGCAAAUAAUUGUAGGUACGACAUUAAAAAGCGCAAAGCCAUAUAUCUUAUCCUAUGAGAAAUUUUAGAGUUUUCCUCUUCUGUAUGUGGUAAAAAAAAGUACUGUUUACAUCAGCAAUAAAAUGCUAAACUAUCAGCGUACCAGUCGGUCUGAAAGCUUUUCCAAUAUUUAUUUGAUGACUCGCACCGUACAGCGUUUGGAAGUACUGGUGUGAUAUUGUCGGAGGUUCACAAAAAAGUCCUCAUAAGUCUGUAUCAGUCGGUUGAUACCAUGACGCAGUCAACAAAUAAAACGACAGACAAAAUGUUCUGUUUGAGAUUUCACGGCUGGGUCACUGUAAACCCCACAGCGUCUGUGUCUUUCUUCUGAGGUUGCACAAGUCUGAGGUUUACAAGGGUUUCCACAGCACCAGCCUAAACUUAACUACACUGCCAGAAAUUGCAUGUGUGUGAUGAAAGCCACCCAGUUCAGAGGAGGCCUGACUGUCUGGUUCCUGUUAGGGGUGGUUUGGUUUGCCUUUUUGUCUUUGGAUGGAGUCAAAGCCCAGAUGCAGUAAUCAAGUAUUCCCUGAACUGCGCCGGCUUAGAUGACCCCACCCAGAGGAAAAACAAAUGCACCGUCUAGAUUACGAUUUAUGUUAAUCCGAAACAGAGUUUAGUUGUUGUUUUAGAUUGUUUCAGAGAGAUCGCAUUACCGAUGAUGAUGAAGAAUCAUGUUUUAUUAUCCACCGCUUUUCCAGCAGUAAAGAUAAUAACUCACCUGACUGCGACUUUCAGUUCAGACAAGAUCGUCAGAAGAGGGAAAUCUUGAACUUGUGUAACUGUUAUAACUGUAGAAAUCGUUUUCUGGUGUGCUAUUUUUGAGACCACGGGUUGUUUCCUCCUUAGUGUUUUGCCAAUAUGGGAGACUUAUCUGUCAGUUCUGUCUCACUAAAAGCGAUUGUCUUGUCAAGGAGAAAGCAGGUGUGACAUGAAAAGCUACUGAUCAGCCAGCAGAAGUAGAAAGCAAAACCAGCAAGUAAAGAGCUUUAAAAGGUGUACCAAGAUGAGAGUGAAAGGACCGUCUUAAUCUGUCAGCAAUAUCAACUUCUCUUUUCCUGGGUGGCUUUAGUUUUUUUCUGUAUUGGUGGUAAAUAACAAAGACAGCACUUGACUCAAGGGAAAGUGGCGUUUUAUAUGCUCAAAUAUGAUUGAAGAAUUUAAAAGCCUUGCUUUGUAGGAUUCAAGUACACUUAAUAAGAGCAAAAAUCUAACCAGCUAGUGUCUAAGCUCUUUCGAAUUGUCCAUCUCUCCUGAGUAUGCCCUCCCGACAGCUGCACUCGUCUCCCUCACUCACCCACCCACCCAAAGUCUUGUGUGUGUCGACACAGCUGUUUUCAUGGCUGAAGAAAGGCGACACCACCCUUGUGCGUGACGCCUGCUCCCACCCUGGGCGUCCCCAUUACUUUCCCAAUAUGUGUGUACUCCCUCAAGGUCACUCUGGCCGAUUGACAGGCCCCUCUUUGAAACCCCCUUGCGUUGCAGUUGUUCAUCUCCCCGAGGUGACACCUGCUAUAGAGGUUUUUUUAUUCCUCUUUACGAUCUGCCAGCCAACAAGCGGCUUCAAAUUGCUAUAUUUUCUCUUGGCAGGAGGAGACAGCCAAUAUAACAUCUAGAGAUGUAGCUCGGGAGUGAAGUGUGGGCUCCGUUGUAGGGUAGUGGCACAGGGGAGAAGGAGGAGGUCUGUAUUUGUUGUCGUGAUGUGUGGCAAUUGUCUUAAGGGUAUCAGAACAGUCAGAUUGAUUGAAAAUGCUCUCCUAACAUGCUCAUUAUGUCGUUCUGUUUGUAUGAUAGAUUAAACGGGCUGUUGUUUCAUUGCACACUGCGCUGCAUGGGGCAUCGUAGCAUUUGUUCCUGGCAUCAACAUCCCCCCCCUUUGCAUAUACAGUCUUCUUGUUUGUCUCUGCGUGUUGUGAUUUAGCAGGACCUUCCCAAGAGAGCUGUCAGCUUUCAGAGGACAAACUGUCUGCUGUCCACUGUGGAGCUGGAGUUGGAAACAGGUCCUUUGGGAACAGCUGUUUAGUGAACAAAUUCUGAUAAGUGGGAUGCAUUUGGCUUUCCAACUAAAGUCUCAUAUUUAUGUCAAUGUGUCAGCUUUCCCAAUCUCAUUCUGUCUCAGCUGCGGCACUGGACAUACCUUCUCUUGGCUGACCCCCCCUAGCGUUUUUCAGCAACAGGGUGAGACCUUCACUAACCUCUGACAUGCAAUCAAUUUAGCAGCUAAUAAGACUGAGCACAGCUAGCAAAGUAAGAUUCAGCUUUGAGUCCCAAGAAAGCACUGAUAGAGAGUGAUGUGAGGCGAGAAUUGAGGGUGUUAGGCCAGGACUGUUGUUGCAAAGCAGAAACCUGUUAUAUCCCCCUCCACAACCUCUCUGUCUUCUCCCCACAUUCUCUCCCCAAGCACCACUUAUAAGCUGGAAUUUAAUUAACCGAGAGCCAUUCUGUGAGCUGGUUUACUGAGCCGUUGCCACCAGUGUGAGAAAGCAGAAUAGGAGGCUUUGUGCUGUCUGCCUCUCACUUGCCCUCGCGCGGUCCCUCUCUCUCCCUCCAUGGUAAUAAAUUAGGUGGUGGCAUCAGUCUGACAGGGUGAGGUGUAGAGGUUGUGGAAGGACCCAGAGUUGCCUUCCCUUUCUUCUGCCUGACACGUCUCUGCCUUCCUAUCCAGUAGCCCCACCGCACUGCCUGUGUGGGCUUAUGUCCCUGUCGUAACUCCGACCCUGGACCCAUUCGCCCCCUCUGGCCCCACGCCAGUCCCAGCAAUGCGGACCCCACCCCCAGCCACUUGCACACCCAGGGGUUUGUGUAUGAUAAAGUCAUCCAGCGACAGCUUCGGGGUCUUAUCUCAGGCCUCAAUCCCGUGAGUGCCGGGGCCUGCUUAUCACAGUUGCUGCUGCUGCCUGGCCUCCCGUCUUCUGCCCUACCCUGACUAUCUGGUCUGCCCUCGCCAACACCAAGUGUCUUUUCUUUUGAUUACUCCCACCAGUUAUGCAUUGCAUUGCUACAGUCUUAUAAUCUCCUUUUUUCUCAUGCCUUAAGCUUUAAAGCAAAGUAAUCAGGUUAAAAAAUUAACAUAAAAAACGAAUUUCACUGAAGGAAUUUUGUAGUCAAAGCAGGAGUCAUCGUACUGUGUGUUUCUGUGUGUACGAGAUGAUGACAAGCCGUGCUAAAAGAGGAACAUGAAUUAGGGGAUGUUGUAAUAAUUAUGUCACAACAGCUCCCUGGCACAGACUUGUUCAUUAAACAAGGUUGUUUAUUCCCUUUUACUGAAACCGUGGCGCCUCCUCUUGCCCUUGACCCCAGUUAUUUUAGCUUUUACUGUUUUCUGUGCUGUAUUUUUUAUGCAGAAAAACAUCUGCGGGAAGUAACGCCCAUUUUCAGACAGGAAAGGACUUUGGAGAAGGCGAGUCAGUGGUUUGUUUUCUUUCAGGCAGACGGGGAGAAGUCGGGGGAAGCUGUUUUCACGCUUCGAGCUUUUUGUCUCUCGGUGACAAGUUAGAAAUCCUUUUUUUUAACCCUCACCCACAGUCUGGGUCCAUUUCUUGGCUUUCUUUUGACUCAUUGAGGUUACAUCGUGAACCGUGAUGCAAACAUUCAAGACAUAUCAAUUCUUAGUAUUUUCCCCAGUUUGUAGUGUACAAACGGGCUCCACCCUGUUACAUUCUUUGCAUGCUUGAAAUAGCUCUCCCACCCCUUGCUGAAAGUAGUCCCCCUUGUUGCCUCACUUUUUCUUCUCUGUCUUACUUUCGAACCUCUCAAAUGUCAAUACAGACACUGUAUCUAACAAUUACGGGUUUUUCCAGGCAACAUUUGUUUCUAUUUCCCACUGUGCCCCCCCAUUUUAUCAUGACAGGAGGUGAAAAAAUGAGCUGAAUGCUCACUCUGUUCCUCCCUCACCCUCGCACCCUCCUUCGCAUUCAUUUUUUUCCUUCCUUCAGAGGAGCAAUGGUAGCUGAGCGUUGGCAGCCAGCUCAGGAAUUUUACCGGGAGCACAGUCGGAACACUUAACCUCCAGCCUGGUGUUUGUUUUCCCCACACACUCUCUCCUAGUGUGUUUUAGCUGUGCUUAAUGUGAACUCCAUCUACAGUGAGGAAGAGGAACUUCUGCUUUACUCUAAAUGAUAAACUCUUCAAAUGUUUGAGUUUUUGUUUCAAAGCAGGGACUAGUAUGCUUUAUUUAUUCAUGUAAAAAUAUCAAAGACAAAAAAGCUUUCCUAAACCCUGUAGUUUUGCAACAUGCUCAACCCUAUCUUAGAAAAACGGUUUAUCUGUGCAAUAUUUUCCCCUCUUCAUCAUCCAAACUCUUCACGUCCCAAUUCAGACACCCCAUUGGAUCGCUCUGCCUGUGGUUUGCAGCCUUUACCUCAGCUCACCAGUUGCAGGAUGGCUGAUAAAUCAUAGAUGAAUAAUUUACCUGUCCCUCAGCUGCCUGUGUUGUUUCUGUGAGGCUUGGCAAGAGCAGGCUGCGCUGCCAUAACCCUCCCUGAGGGCCACGGAAAGUGCAGUGGCAAGAGGUAAAGAGAUUCCUCGGAGGGGCUCUGCCAUCAAAUAUGAAGCCCUGGCAACUCUGUCCAAAACCAAUCUCUGCUUCUACCCAGGACUUUUGCGGCUCCAUUCAUUUAAAAAAAAACCCAAACAUGUCUCAUCCUGUUUUACUCUUCCCAGAACAAUAUUUCCUCUUUUCUGCAUUCGGAUAUUUUGUAAAAUGUGUUGCAGUUAUCUAGUUCAAUUCAUUUGCUGUAACUUUAACAUCUUUCCUCAUCUGUGAAAACCCUUCCACUCUACACUUUACACAAGUCAUAUUGCAAUAUUCUUUACUCUGUCCUUUAUAUUUCAACGCUGUUCUGUUAAAGAAAGGGUUUCUCUAACUAUAACUCUUCAGUUUGCCAAUCAUGUGUUGUUUGCACUUUACUGAAGGCUCCUGUUGUUAAACCGACUUUGCCUCUUGAAUGCAGAUGAUGUCUUAUAAAAGGUUUGCAGCACCAUUUCAGACUGUGCUGUCCCUUUAGGUUUUCCUGCUAUGCCUUUGAAUGAAAUUGACACAUUGUGUGAAAAUGUUGCGGGUGUGUUUUGGACUACCUUGGGAUAGUUUUCCAGCUCCUAGCAGAACAAAUGAAACUUUGUCAGCAUCGUUUCAAACAGCUAUAAAUAUUUUUUUUUCUGUUACUUGGAGUGGAGAACGAAACAGAAGUGGUUUUGCUUUAUCUGCGAUAUUUCUCUUUCACACAGUCUUGCUUCACACUUAUCUCUUACAUAAUGCAUCUUUGAAUACAAAUCAAUUGCGUAAACACUUGAAGGCAAACAUUUGAACCCAACUUGAUACUAGUAUGCUAAUAGGCACUGCUGUUGUUUUUGUGUUUUUACUUGAGUUGCUUUUGGCACUUGCAGCUUUGUGAACUGAAGGGUCUAUUUUAAAGACUGGCUGUGUGGUUGGAUCACAUGUCAAGUGUUAAAAGUGUAAAGCUCGGCUUUAGGGUGAAGGAGAGCGGCCUCAAAGCAAUCAUGCUUAAAGGCUUUCUGUAAGUAGAGUGGGCUCUGUGUUGGUGAGCAUGUUUGAGAUAGUGGUAAAGGAGCUCAUUUCGCUCUGAAGUUAUUUGAGUUCAUCAUGUUCAAACCACCUGUGCCAGCCUACACGGCCCCCGAAUCUCACAUUUCACUUUGUGCGGGGCUGUGAUUGGAUGCUGUUGCUUCAGUCUUCAGAUCAGAGAGGGUCUGCGUGUUGCAAAGAGCCGCUCAACUCCUUCAAGUGUUCCCUGCUUGCAGUGAUGGAAUUUAUUUUGAUUUCUCAGAAGUUUUUAGAUGUUACAGAGCUGUCUGUUUUGAAAUCUACUGCCUGAUCCAUCUAUUAGCCGUGUUCUUAGAUGCUCAACAGGGCCUCCUCUGUGUGCCUGACUAGAAUUAGCUCACAUGUGUUGCACACUUGUCCUGACCGCGGCUGUCUUCCUUACAGCCUUGGGAUGUAACGUGAAACAGGAUUUGCAUAGCACGAUUUAUGCUCAUGCGUAAGAUGCCCGGCCUACAGAGGCAGCGAUGGUAGAAGUCAGAAAUGUAAAACCGCAAGUGAAAGAGUUUUGUGGCUGUUGUGUUUGUUUAGCAUUUGUCGCUGCCUGUUGUCUGUUUGUGGUGCGGCUUAAGUCUGUCUGUCCUUAUCAGUUCAGUGGUUGUGAGGAGAUUAUAGAGCAGAAACAAUGGCUGGUUUUGUAUGAUUAAGCUUUAAUUGUUGGAACAAAGAGCCUGUUUAGCGCCAUGUGUAACACAGGAACGAUUGACAUAAAAACCCACAUGUAGCUGAGCAGGAAAGAAUGUGCCGUGUUUAUGACAGGGUUUGUGAGCGUGAGCCUCGUCCCCGCUCCCUUGAUUGAUUGUGUCGGGUGAAAGGAAAAAGAUGAGCGAGGCAGCUGAGAGCGAUGGGAGGACGGUGGAUGCGAUGAAGAACAGUGGGGGGAGACAGAGGAUCCCUGUAUGCUGUGAAUGAGGUCACCCACUCGGUUAUGAGGAAGGUCAACGACCCCUCCCUCAGCCCCACACUCCACCACUCUGUCUCUCCCUUCCUCCCCCUCAGCUAAUGAUACACAAUAGCUUUUUGUGCUUUAAUGGGCCAGGCGCACACACCAGGUCAUUCCGAGCAGUUCACACAGAGGGAUGCACACAAGUGCUGUCUGUGAAGUGAGCACAAAGCGCUGUUAAUCUCACAGUGAAAGAGUUGUGGUGGGAACAACUUAUGGCAUGUGUGACUUCUGUAACUGACAUGAACCAGAGUUUAGAUGGAAUAAAAUGAGAGAUACAUGAUGGGAAAAUGAUUUGUCCUUCUGCUGGAUUUGCUGUGAGGAACUUUUGUACAUAGGAUGUGCAACAAUUAUGCAUCAAUAUGACCAUGAAAACAUAGUUCAGUUCACACCCAUAGUCUAUGAUUACUACCUACAGACACGCACAGACAACAACAUAGCUCUUGCAGUGUUAAUAAAAACUUUGAUCAGCCAUUUGGAAGUAGUUCAGUUUUGCAGCCUCAGACCUUGAACAAACCACAGUCUGUUCAAAGACUCUUGUAGGCAGCACAACCCACUGCUUUAGCAAACAAACACCAGCUAAAGUAAAUUACAGAUAUCCUUUUUUCUAAGCAUCCAGUUGAAAAGACGUCGGGCAUGGUGAAGCUCUUACUAAUGCAGCUGAACUUAGUAUUGCUGACAGUAUGGCGCUCAUAUGUAGAGUGAAAAGCUUGGGUUAAUCUAAAUCUGUGGACCCCUUUAUGUUUUACCCAGCUGCUUGUAUUUUGUUGAAGCUGCCUUGCCACGUCUGUACACGUAGAAGCAUUAUAAGAGACUGUCAUUUUAUCCCACUGUAUAGUCCAGUCAAAUAAUGCAGCCUUGGGUGAGUUUGACAAAACUCCCAACUGAGUCAUCAAAGUGACUCAAGAGGAGAUUUUGACCGUUUUGCUCCACCCUGGAGCCGCUCCAGUUCACCUCAGCCUUUACUUCUGCCACGACGGCUCGGUGUCAAGAAUGUUGCCCAUAAAAGACCUACAAGGUGUUACUUUAUUGUCCUGUUAGAUAAAAUUGCAGCUGCUGUCUGUCAGCUGUCUUAGGUCACUUUCACACCAGAGCUGUUUGGUCCGCUUUAAACGGACCAGAGUUCGUUUCCUUGGAUAGUCCGCUUCGUUUAGGCAGGUGUGAAAGCUCAUCCGAACUCUGGUGCGGACCAAACAAGCGAACUCUGGUCCACCUGAAAACGUGGGUCUCGGUUCGCUUGCAAGUGAACCCUGGUUCGGUUUGUAUGCAGUGUGAAAGCUCACCGGACCAAACACAGGACCAAAUGUACGGAAUGACGCUAUACGCAGUGCAUACGCAGUGCACGGCGUCACUUGUUGCUAUGGCAACGCGUGACCACUGACAUUAGCAUUUGCUAGCUAGCUUAGCUCAAUUGUCUGAACAACAAUAACCCAUAAAUUCACAUUUUGGCAUAUUUAAACAAAAUCAAAUCACAACUACCAACAGUCACGGUCCAUAAACCCUGAGCUCGUAUGUUGUCACAUGUUAGAUCGUCAAAGUUAGAAAAAUAACAGGACCAAUCCCUGACAAGCUACGAUAGCAUUAUAGGAAGAGUUGCGUUCACUAACGUUGUAGCAUUCCAUAAAAUAAUGUGACAAAGCAGGAUACGAGAAGGCGAGUCCACCCCUGUUUGUAAUCCGUGAGGUUACAUACCCCUCCUACUUUUAGCUUCCCAAUCGUCCGCUUGGUCAGGUGUGAAAGUGACCUUAAUUUCUUGCAGGGCUUGCAAGGAGGACUUGCUCAUAGACAUGGAGUGAUUUUAAAGAUGAAGUGAUUCAGCACGAAUUGAGUUAAGUCGCAAUUUAGGUGUUUGUGAUCCCCCCCUUCAUUAAGUAGAGGAUUGAAAACAUGUAUCACAGUAUGAAGGAAGUGUUUCUCCUGGGAAACCUUCUCUAAGGCAGCUGUGGAUGGACGGUGUGUGGGCUCAGCAGGGGAGACAGGUCUGGCCAUGUGCAAGGUGCCAGCUGUUGUUGACACUGUAAGGUGAGGACUGGAUGGACUUGUCUUCCUCUGUCCCCUUUAAUCCUCCUCUCCUCUUCCCUGUUUCACCGUUUGUCUCCUCUCCUCUGCUCUGCUCUGCAUUCUUGGAGAGCAUGAGUCUGACAGAGUUUAGGGUGUUUGUGAUGGGAGCUCUUCCUGCAGCGUUAUUUUUAUUGAGCGUCUGACACUUUCGAUGAACCAGAUCUGUUAUACCUCUGCUCCUCCUCCCUCAUCACCAUGUGUAUCAUCUUGCUCUCCCUGCAUUCUCACAAGCAUGUUUGCAGUUUGCUUCUCCUUUUCUUUUUUAUCUUAUCUUUUCUGUCGUAAACAUGCACAUGCGUCUCUCUCAUCUGCGCGUGUUUAAAUGCCGUCUGUCAAUGCCAUAGUGUUUGCUAAAGGAGAAAAUCUUCACCUGUUCUCCCAAGGGAAUCACACAUUUUCCUGACUUUGCCUUUUUACCUAUUUACCUUAACAGCAUGACUCCUAGCUCCCAUCUCCCUGUUUUCGAUCCCCCUCUUUGUGUUCUCUCCUCUCAUUUCCUGCUUCUCCAGAUUUCCCCCUUCCUCUCAACUCCCCCCCCUUUUUUUUUACUCUUCCAUUUGUUUCCUCCUUUGCAGCUCCCCCCUCUGCUAAGUAUGUGUGGCAAAAUUCGAGCCUUGGGGCUACAUUCCCUCUUUCAUGUGAGGACCAGUGGUGACAUUAAAGGCCUGUUACGUGGUCUGUCUGUUUGCAUCAGCCCCAGCUCUUGCUGUCUGCUCGGGAUUGGAAUAUGCCUUUCCCUUAUUGCACAACCUCUCCCAGGCUUUAACGUUGGCUGCAGAGAUCAACACGCCUUUAUCUGCCUGGCUGUAAUUGUGCACAUGUAUAUGUAAAUUCUUUAAUCCCUCACACCCAAGUGCUUUGAGGCAGAUCAAUGUUUUAAGGCUUAAACAGAGUGGAAGCUUUGUUAAUGACUGACAAGUCAGCGACUCUUCCUCUCUUUCUUUUUAUGACACUCUGACCCAGUUGCUACAGCCCUAUCAACAUCUUUGUUUUUUAAAUGCUUUUAAUGGUUCAUUCAACACGACUUUGCAGACAAAACAAAUCAACCGGAUGAUCUCCAGGAAAAAAAAAAAGAAAAGAAAACAAACACAGAUCCAAAGAGCAGCUCCUGUGAUGAUGUGCAGACAGAAGGGAGUAGGUCAGGAGGAGUCUUCUCAUCUUCCUUUCAUUGUCAAUCUUAAUAUCUGGAAGUGCAUCAGACACUGAGGGAGUUUUCAGCAUCUCUAAACAGUGCCAGGCCUGUUUGUUCUUCAGAGUGAAUCAUUACGUACCUCUGACUUACGAUUACCACACAAUCCAUCCUAAGAUACUUGGCCUUCAACAAUUGAAUUUCUGGCAGAGAAACCCUGCAUAUCUAUCCAGACAUUAACACAUAGCUCUGUUGUCUAAUUUUUCAUGUUAUGAGUAGGCGUUUGAAGUGGUAACAUUGAGAUCCAGGAUAAACGCUAUGUUAGGUUAUGAGGGCAAUGAAAGACCAGCACGGAGACAAAACAUCUGUGAUGUGUUGUCACAGCUGGAGACAGGGUAUUAGUGGCUGUCGGAGUCGAACUUAAGGUGGGGGAGCUACAUGCCUCAGCAGGUCCUUAACUCGGGAAUGAAAGAACAGCUGAAACACACAUGCUAUGUGUACACUUUGUGAUCCAACCAGUUUUUCUACACCUUUGUUUGUAACUAAGACGCUUCCUUGAGUUUGGCGCACAGAGAAUUCAGAUGAUACAGGGAUAACUGUCACCUGUUACAGCAGCUGCGAACCAUCAUGGUGGAGAGAUGGGUCAACAUUACUUACACAGAAGCCAAACAGACUCAUUCAUGGCCCAGCAGUACCCAGCUAAUGUAGACCUACCACUUACUCAAUUACAUUGUCUGACAUGCAAGGAUAUAAAAACCCAUUUUAUUGUUAACGGUGCUUUGGGGGAUUUAGACAAGGUUUCAUCAGGUGGUCUGGCUAGCAGAGCAUUAUGAGGCCAUAACAUAUAAUUGUGUCGGCCCUGUCUGCGGUCACAUGGUUGAAAAAAAAAAACACAGCAGAGCAGAUGGUGUUUCGUCUUGGAAUUGACUGUCAAUGUAUGAGAAUGUAAGAUAUUCUUUAAAGAAGUAGUUUGUUUGAGAAAACAGCUGUCGAAGUACCUCUUCAUAGUCAUAUCCCUCUGUGAUAAUGGAGAGAAAUCAAAUGAAUCGCUUAUCUGUCAGGCUGAACUAGUAGGCAGUGGUGACUAAAACCAGAAGGUUGAAUACUACUGAACUGAUAAGUGCAGGACCAUGCCUGUCGAAACAGUUUGGAGAGUUUUGAAGAGGGUGUGAUUGAAAGUCACGGCCGCUUUAAAGGUUCACUUUGCCAACGACAGAGCUGUCUUUCAAACAUGUUGUCCUCCUCAUUGAUAUCAGUCUGUGUAAAGGCAGACACAGAUGAUUAGCCAGUAACGAGUGAGUGUAUAUUGAAAAGGAGAGAUGACAUUGAGCUCUCUUCAUUAAUGCUUUGUUGUUGUUUUUCAUUAAAAUUCAAUCCAAUACAACAAGAACACAAACAGCAGCAUGGUAAUCACCCACUGUAGAAUCAAUGGCUCUCUGGCACUGAGACAGUCUUAUCAACGGCUCUAAGAUAAAAAGCCGUAAAGGUAGGCCUCAGCGCAGGGCUGUUGUGUUUGAUUACAUCAGUUUAGAGCAAUAAUUUCUGUGUAGUUAGCUUUAUUUAUUCAAUCUCAGGCAUGCCUUACUCUUUUUAUGAUAAUGUUUCCGAUUAUUGACUCAUUACUGUUUCACAUGGGGCAAGGGAGGAAGUCAGGGCCUUGUGACUGUCUUUUCCGUUUAAUGUGUUUUGGUUUUUUUGUCCCUGUUUUGAUCUAAAAUCACAUCCUGACUCCAAAGCAUUGUUUUGUUCAACUUUUCUUUCUGGAAAUGUGAUAUGAUGGGGAAUUUCUGACACAAAAACCAAGGCUGAAUAUUUUCUUUAGAGUUGUCACUGUUGUUGGACUUGCAUACUGGAAGAGAAUUUUUUUUUUUUUUAUCAUGCCAGUCCCCCCUGCCUGUGAAGCCCCUGUUAAAUGAAGGAAUUUACUGUCAUGACACGCUGCAAAAUGCACUUUUGGCCAGUUCCUGCUGCUACUGUCUGUUCAUUAUUUAACGUAAGGAUUUGCCAAUGCUGCACCGUUGAUCUCUUAACCUUUCAUCCAUGUUGCCAUUUCACGGUGAAUUGUGAUGAAAAUAACUGCCUGGGUGUACCACAUUCAGUGCCCUUCACGUAAACGCUUUGGUUUUCUGUCUGCAGACUUCAUAAUCCUGCCAAAAGCGACUUUGUUAUCGUUAGAUCUGAAUUAUUUGGCAGCAUUUUGAAGCAAGUAUAAAUGAUCGCUUUGAACCAGACAACAAAGAUAGAGAUUAGAUCACUGUGAGACAUAAAGUCAAAAGUCCCUGUUUUAACUUGUGCUGGAGAGGAUGACAAAUUUUUCCUUCUCCCUCCCAUCUUCCCAUUGGUCACGAGCACUGUGGUCUCCUUAGUGACAGGGGUGGGGACAGGAAGCACAGCGCAUGUUAUCUGCUCCAGUCACAUUGACAGUCAGUGCCUUUCCUUCCUCCCUCUUCCUCUCUUAUUUCCUCUUCUGACAGCUGGACCUUUCCUGCCAUUGUUACGUGACGGAGGGGGGGCAGCUGUGUGAGAGGGAGACACAGUUAAGAUGUGUUUAAUAGAUUAACAGCUUUGUGCUUUUUGAUCCUCUAAUCUGUGGUCUAUGGCCCGUAAGUUUUACUCUCUGGUCACCCUUUGAGGCACAGAUUUUCCUUAAACCCGAACAGGAGCCAGUCUUGCUACCGACGGAAAAUGUCCAAUUUCUCAGCCCCACUCACGAAGAAAAAAAGACACAUCGUUUCCAGAGGAAAUGGUUGCAGGGCAACACAAAAUGGGGCCAUGGGCUGCUCCUCCAAUCAAAGACAUACAUCCCAUCAGCAUGCAUCCUGACUCUUCAUCCUGUUAUUCUUCUCUGUUCUUAUCUUGUGUUCUCACAUCUUGUUCAGCUCACAGCAGGCAUCCUGUGCUUCUUUUUACAUCCUAUUCCAUGCAUUGUUGUGGGUGUGUGUGUGUGUAUGUCAAUGCAAGUGCAGAUGCAUGUUUGUAAAAGUAUGCCCGGGGCCUCCAUGGAUAAAAAGAAUGUGUUUCAAGAUGUCUUAGCAGCGGGUUGAUAUCCAGCGAUGCACUGACAGUGGAGUUAAAUAGGUUAAAGCACAGUGAGAGAGGGAUUCUUGAGUAGCACGAUGUGAGCACAACUCAGGUCUCGCUUUUGUUUGUUUGCCUGAUUUCACUGGCAGGUAGAGUCUGUGAAAUGAGCUCCCCUGAGAUGCACAAGAACCAACAAUCUGUUUAGCGGUUUAUUCUCAUGCUUUGUUCAUGCUUUGAGUCUCUCUUCAUGCACAUACUAAUUAAUCCACCAGUUUUGGCGGCUCUUGUCACAACCAAGUAUCAAUUUUAGUAUUCAUAGAAAGAUUUAGGUUAUAGCUCUUGGAAGUGGGUUCCCUCCUUGUUGUGUAUCUUAGAUGAGUCUAGCCAUUUCCUUUUUUUUCCCCUCUAAAAUUUGUGAAACCAUUUGCUGCUCAUGAGGCUUCUCUCUUGAAGCCAGCCUGUUAAAUGACAAUUGCUGUGGCUUCCAAUUUAACGCUACAUAUCGCUCCCCCCCUUAGAUGGCAAAAGCAGCGUUAAAAUAGCCUAUCUUUGCCUGGUAUUUUUCUAGGGGGCCUGAGUCUGCAUUUGUGUGCAUUAUGUUGGCAGUUUCAGCUGAGCUAGGGCUGCUUUAGAGGGUGAACCCAGGCAAGAGGAAGCAUUAGCACAAAACUCUGGCUUCUGCUGUGCUGGAUUAGAAUAUUUUUCGCUGAAUAAUUAACAGUAUUAUGAAACUAAACCGAGAGGGGGGGGUUUUAGCAUUCUGUAAGCCACUGUACUAACACUGGACAGCACCUGCUGUAAGGGAGUUGUAUCAGUGUGAGUGUAAGAAGGAAAGAAAACAGUUUCUGUGGCUUUUUACCUUUUCUCACUCGCCUCGGGGUCCCUCCCUCAAGUUUAAAUGCAUGUGGGUGUGCGUGCACUCCCCAAGUUUUCCCCCUGUGAGCCUGUUGAAAGUCCCCCCACGCAGAGAGUAAUGAACGUUGGCCCCUCGCGGCAACCAUUAAGAGUAAGCCAUUAUGGUUCAGUAUUGAACCAGCCCUCCCUGCCAGUUUCACCUCACUCCAUGGCAGACCCCACUGAGAGCACAAAACUGGCACUCCUAUGGCUCAUUGAGCUGCCAGCAUGCCCCCAACCAGCACACAGGCCCAUAAAGCAGUUCCACAUCAUCAAGUGUGAUGAUCUCUUGUUCUAAUUUUAGUCUUAAUAGCUCAGCAGAUAGUGUCUGAAUCACUCAUUUCACUGUUAGGCCUGGGAUGGCAGAACAUGAAAGGAUUUCGCUAGAACUUUUCAGGGAUCAUGUAAAUUAUUUAUCUCAGCACUUGAGCCAAAUGUGACUGACUGGCUGUGAAAAUACCACUUUGUAAAAGAAGAAUGAGAUAGUGAUGCGAGUACAAUGUUUUUUGUAGAGGAGGUUGACUGUUUAGUGUCACAAGUUGAUUUCUCUUGACAACUUUUGCAGGUUCACUGCGUUAAUGUAUAAUUUGGCUAAAAAAACAUCGCAGAAGUGGACUCUUCUAAUGAGAACAGUAAUCACACAUUUUUAUCCUGUCUGGCGUAGCUGUUGUUACCAUUUGGUCAAACUUUAACAGAAUCAGAUAUGCCAGUUGGCUUAAAUAAACUGUAACUUUGACUAAGCAGUCUUGGCAAAAAAAGAUCAUAAAUUUGCUUAAAGGAGAGUUUACAGUUUUUAAAAUAAGAAUCAACCAUGCUUUAUUUUCAAAAGAGGAGUAUUGAUUUUAUAAUGUCAACACAAACCAAUGUAAACCAACGGAUUACAUGCUUUUGCAUUUGCUUUUGUGGUAGAGAGAUUCUAUUCCUAUUUUUGUAAAUAUUUUUAAAAAUAAGUAUAUUUUUCAUGCAACAAGUUUCUAGUUCUGAGACCUCAACAAAAUGUGAAAUUCUCUGCAGUUUUAUCAUUUUCUCUCAGGCUGUGUCCGAAAUGGAUCCCUAACCCCUAUAUAGGUGACUACAUGGGGGUUAGCGCCAUUUUGAGGGGUGUCCGAAACCUCAGUGAUCAAUUCCAGUGCCCCAUAUAGGCGACUCAAAAUUUCCCAUAAGGUAUUGCAAAAUGUAGUGACCAUCGGAUUGUCACUCAUCGGUGGUGGGCAUCCCGUCAUGCAUUGCAUCAUGCCAUGUAGUGUCUAAAACCUCUGGUGAUUGAGUUCACUACAUAGUCAACUACAUAGUGAAAUCCCAUAUGGGGUUUAGGGAUUGAGUGAUUCAUUUCGGACACAGACUCAGUGUUUUUUUUAAUGUAACCUGCAUCUAUAUUUCCUGGAAACUGGUCAGUCUUCAGAUGGCUUAACCUCCUAAACGAUCAUCAUCAUCAUGUCUUCAUUAGCAUCAUAACGCCCUCUCAAACCUCAGUUAACUUGGCCUACUUUGGAGUCAGGUUUUUCCAGGACAAUCUCUGCACCUGCUCGUCUGUCUCUGCCCGGUCGAGAUGCGACUCUUGUGUUAGGGGCACUGCUUUUUUUUUCUGUUCUGCAUUGCUAUAAACAUCCCUUCAUGCAUAAUUUCUAAUAAAGGCCACUGGUAUUUUUGAGGGAUGAAAAAGCGUGCCAUUGAUGUCCCAGUGUAUUCACUUCCUUUUGUCCCACACUACUGCUAUUUCUGCCUCUUUCUUGCCUCCCACUCUCCUUGUCUGCUUGUCUGUUUGCUUUGUUUAAUCACCAAACUAACGUGCAAUGACAUGCUCCUAUAGCACACCGUCACCAUCGCUGCCAGCAGACGCAGUAAGCCACAUUCAGCUUGGCACUUCUUCCCCUUCCCGCAUGCAGUCACGAUGACAGCAACAACAACAACAAAAAAACCAUCACAUUUGCCACUGGUAAUGAUUAAUGGCUUUGCUGAUUACUGUUUUUGGCUUCUCCACACCUACACCUUCUGCUUUUAGCACACAUAUCCCUUGUUGCUCAGCCAGAAUAAAAGUUGCUUGCUUGUCAUUACCAGAUGUAAGUUUGGCACGAUUUUUUUCGAAUAGAAAAGGAGAAUAUCCUGCGUCAUAUUUGCUUUUUUCUGCUAACCUUUUUGUGGCUAAAGUUCUCAAUACGCAGCAUCGGCAAGUAUAGCAAGGUGAAGGCGAGAUGUAGCACCAUUUCCUGUUGUAUUUGUUCAGCAGAUUUUUCUCUGAGGCGGUUUCCCUCCUCCCUCCAUGUGGAGUGCUAUUUCUGUGAGCUCGCUCUCUCAGGAGAGCCCUGCCUACAAACACAAAAAAGCUCAUUAGCUCAUAUGUGUGGAGGUGUUUUUAAUGUGUAGUACGGUGUUUGUGUUAGAUGUAUAUGGGCUGGACCAUGUGUCAGGACUCACAGAUCCUUGCGUAUUGUUGGACCACAGUCUGUUAUGUGCGACAUUAGCUCCCUGUGUGUUUUCAGGCGGCCUCGGCUCAUUAUUGACAAUCAAAGGCAGAACUCGCUGCUUUCAGGGAGGAAACUGGCUGGGAUACAAGUGUGCCUUGGCAUUCAUUUGCAAACUUAAGUUUUUGUGUACUUUCUGAUGUUCCUUGCAAGCUUGCAAGUGUAAGCUGUGAAGAAUACAUCAACUCCAUGCCUGUUUGGGGUGAAAGCACAUCUCCUUUGUCUAUUGGCUCGCCAUUUUCACUUGAGAUGACUACGCAUGAUUGUGUGUGUUUUUAUGUAGUCUAAUGUUUUGUUUUGUUUUUUUUGUUACCUUUCACGGUGAGGUGAAAAUCCAGAGACCCUUGUUACUCCAGACAUUUAUUUAGGGGUCUGUCAACUUAAAGACCUGACGCUAGAGCUUUUUACUCAGCCUGCUUCAGGAGAACCCCUGACACACUAUAUAAAUCUCUCCCUCUGGCUGCCAGCAAACAGCGCCGUCACUUUUGUCUCGAGCCAUUUAGACCCCCUCAGCCUGUGGGGGCCAGCGCCGAUAUUCACAUCAUGUCAGGGAUCAGGAAUGAGUCACUGUAAAGCAAAGCACGGUUAUGCGUAUCAGUGCUGUUUUGAAUUUCAUGUCUGCAACACCUUGUGAGAGCAUUUACACAGUUCAAUGAAUUAAUGCAAAGGUUAAUACUUUUCAAAGCCCGUCUCACAAUGUUCACACUUAUGCAUACAUUGAAAAGCUGAUGAAGUCUGGAGCAAAUGUGGACUCUUUUGCUCACAUUGGCAGUAUGGACUCUUUGUUACUUACAGGCCUAUUCAGUUACUUUUUUAUGAAGGACCUUUUACUAAAGGUGGCUACAAGCCAAAGGGCAGCAUGUACAAACUUCUAAUACAAAACAUGUAAAGCUUGAAUAUGAAUGUGUAAACAGGCAUCACUCUGACCUUAUAGGAUUUUUGCAUAGAACUUCCUUACUGUUUCUUGUUAAUGAAGGGACGAGGGACUUAACAAGAGACAUAAACUAUGCACUAAAUACUAGAGGUGUGCCAAAAUAUCGAUUCACACAAGAUUCACAAGUCUAAUUUACUACGAUUCAGGAUCUAUUUAAAAGAUCAUGAUCAGAAAUUAUUAUGAAUAAAAUCGUUUUGAAUUGAAAAUCGAUUUUAAAUGGAAUCGUGGCUCCAAAAAUCUGAAUCGAAUCGAUUCAUGAGACAGUAAAAGAUUCCCUCCCCUACAGUAAAGUAGUGCUAUUUCUUUCAUAAAACAAUAUCAAGAAAAUGAACUGUAAGCCCUAUCUGAUUUGAUCAAUGAUGUAAAGACUCAUGUCUCUGUAGGUAUGGUUAAAAAAAAUUCAAUACUAUAUUUUUGCUCCUGAUUAAAAAGCCUGGUUCAUGUCUCAGAGACAGAAGCCCAUAUGCCUGUUUUUCUGUGGCUCCGUUCUGGUUGGCCAUUAUAUUUAGGGGCCCAGGAAUUUGUGUGUUUUGCAUGACUGAGUGUAGUCACACAUCCACAGACACGGACGCUCUGGAGCUGUUAGUCAUUGCCUUUUCUCUCUUUGAAUCUGCGCAAAGUGGCUGCCUGCAUACCACAGGGAGACUGACUGUCACCUCAGUGUGUUAAAAACUGCUGCAAUUAACAUACCCACCUGGGCAAUACAGUCACCAAAGAGUUGUAGUGUUUAAUGUUUCCAUAUCUAGAGACAUAAAAAUUCUCUUAUUUGGUGAAAUAAUAUUGAUCCAGUUCUUGUCUAAUUUGUCUUCCUGCUUAGCCAGUUUUCUGUUAUUUACCACUGGGACCCUGAACUCUCUCUUCUCCUGCAAUAUCUUUUUCAAGCAGGUUCUACAGGCUGAAUCUAUGCUGCAAACCAGACUAGGCUUCCUGCUCUGUGUACAUUAUGUUACAGUUGGAAGUGGUUGCUCUAAACCAGGUGUUUUUCCUCGUGAGCGCUGGAACACGUUUUCUCUUCUUGAACGAUACUGUAAAAACAACUUGCUCAUUAAUGGUAAAAGAACACAGACAUCAGAGGGAAAAGCAGUGUGGGCCUUCUCUUAAAUCAAAGAUUAGAAAGAAAAAUAAGACACUAGGAAACUUUUUUUCAUUGCUCCACAAAAGGGGAGGGGAGAGAGAGGCGGCUGUGAGAAGAUGAUAAGACCCAGAAAUGCAUAUGUUUUCAUGGCUCAGUCACCCCCACCAUUGCGCGCUAUACUUCUGCUCUCUGCUUUAAAAGAAACCUCCGUCUUUCAUAUGCUUGGCCUGCCAAACCCCUAAACUGUUGAAGUGGAGUGUCGUCUUGGAUAAAGUCGUCUGUGCCGUGAAUAAAGGGCAGGAAUGCAUUAAACGCCCAAAUCCUUUCGCUUGCAACGGGUAGCCGGGCUUUGUGAUUGCUAAAGUGCACAGCUUUAAAGUGAAAAGGCUUGUUCCUUGCCUGAGUGUUGUUUCACUCUGCACGCGUACAUUUAGCUGCAUCUGUGAUUGCUUUCCUUUUCUUUUUUCUUUUUCUUUUUUUGGACAUGGCUGCCACAUUUUUCUCUUUGUAUUUACCUUUUUUCACCUUUUCAAAACCUGAUUGAGCACUCCUGCAUACUAUGCAUGCAGGGAAUAUGGACGAAAUGUGAACUCUUGUUUUUUUUUUUUUUUUCAUCUUUAACUGACCCAAAGAGGGAGGACAUGUUUAGUCCCUCAGCACAGAGUGAUAUUUGAUCAUUGCUUUAACAUUAAUUGGUGUUACACUCAAUCUGUGUCAGGUGCCAGAUAUUAUCAGCCUAAUACCAGGCAUCACAAGGCAUCUAAAGCAGCUUUCCCUGGGCAAAUCGGAUCCCUCCAAUUCCUCAGGCAUUAGAUUUCUUUCUCUCUCUCUCUCUUUCUCUCACACUUGUGUGGACAGAUGUGCUCAGCAGGGUCGGAAGGCCUUUUGCUCAGAGCUACAGGGUGAGGACAAAGCAGCUAUGGAGCAGGGUCUAUUUUUGGGCUCUUAAUGGACUUGUUCCUGUUCUCUAGCGGAGCAGGUCUAGCAGAAUGAUCUCCACCGGUCUUAAACCUGAUUACUGUAUCCCUCCUGGACUUCUCCAUUGUUCUUAAUAUUCCUCUGACCUCUCCUUUUUCUGUCUCGCCUGUCUUUGAUCUCUCCCUUUCUCACUUACAUUCAGUGUUUUCCUUCAUGUUGUGUUUACAUUCAUGAGAUCAUGUCGGGGGGGAGGAGAUGCAACAGUAAGAAACACCCCCACCGUCAGUGGCUAAUCUUCCCCUCCUCUCUCAUUCUUGAUUCUGCCUGUGCUGCUUUAGUGCGAUCACGUUUUAGCGUAAAUAAAUGAAAAGCCUCCCUAUCCCAUGGUGUUCAUGGUGACUAACUCUGUCAAAUAUCACUCACUCAGAUGACUAGAUUCACUUAAUGGAUUUUUUUUCCCCCUGCCCCUUCUAUCUGUUCCUCCCUGCUGCACAUGUCUCACCAGUAUAGGCCUAGUUCUGCACUGUCUGAUCAAUAGCUAAUGGUCUCUACGUCGGUGAAAAUCUGCCUCGGUGCCAUUGGCUGCUGUUUCCACUGCUUUUCUCCUGGUACGGCAGGGAUAAUUGGUUAGCUAAAACCAGUCAUGGUGAGGAUAGGAGCCAGGCUGAAGAGUUCUCCUCAGUUAGUCACGCUGCUUUUAAGCUUUGUCACAGUAGUUGAACACAUUUUACAUUUUCAAUAAUUACACUUAAGGUCCUUACACACCGGGGUGACUCAAAUAUAGAACGUGAAAUUAUGAAAUAUUUGGAGGCGAAUUUUGACGCGCCUGACUAUACACAUCAAGCCCGAUGGGAUUUUGCGACUUUCCGGAGGGAAAAAUACGCAUCUCGGGGAAGACUUUUGCCGGGAAAAGUCCCGCCUCCUUCGCCUCCGAUUGGCUAGAAAAGCUGGAAACAUCAUCACACGCUCAAGCCAAACGGUCAGCACUUACAGCCAAUCAGAGAUGAUAAGAUAAGCACAUGAAACUAUGGUAACAGCCGUUAGCUUACGUUAGCGCAGAUGAAAGUUAAAACAAAGAUGUUUAGCAAAAUGUUUAAGUACACAAACUAUCGUCAUAUGAGAGAUCCGAUGCUAUGUUGUCUUUCAGGUCAUUAUCUUUGUAAUGUUUGUGUCUUUUAUCAAAAAGCACUCUGUUCUCAGACAUGUAAACAAUCAGCCGGUCGACCAUGUUUGAUAUACCGGUGAAUCUGACGUCGCAACAACACGCAAUCUGAUUGGUCAGAAAUGGACACACAAUAUGCGGAACUUAAAAAAUCGACCGUGGACCUAAAAAAAAAAAAAUGCUGCAAUAUAGCAGGAUGGGAAAACAUCUCUGAUGUGAACGCUUGUGUUGACAGGAUAUGGUUUCGAAAAAUAAAUAUUGACGUCCGAAAUAAUCGCACGACAAAAACGGUGUGAAAGGACCUUUUACUGUUUAAUAAUUAAAAAUAGCGGCGGACCAAUAAUCAGCCUCUGUGAUGAUUAUUGUUUUUACCUAUACCUAUAGGCAUUUUGAUCUAGAACAGAUAGAUAACCCCUUUUUGUGUGCAGAAAUCUGUUGAUAGAGCUAUAUUUGUUGACAGACUGCUACCAGUGGGAGCUGGAAUGUCGUUGCAGAUUGAUUAAUUCUCCUUACUGGUCAAUAUUCCUGAUAACAAGUGUACUGCCUGGAUGAAAACCAGGACAAACACCUCCAGUGCCAAAGUCCAGGCUCUUGAGCACAGUUUCUUAAUUGUUAGAUGAAAUAUUCAAACAGACCAAACCAAUUAAUACUAGCGAAAGGGCUCAAUCCAACUACUUUUGCAUCAUCCUUUAUACAGUACCUUUUAAAAUCCCUCCCUUUAUGGCUCUCUUCUUCCUUAUCCUUUUUGUUAGAUAUUCAUCUACCCUUUUUUUUCUGAGAUCGCCCAGAAGAUGAGGCAAAAACAUCUCUUUACUUGAGCUUUCAAAGGGCAGAAAGAUCUUCAGCCGCAGCCUGUGACAUUUUCGUCUUUUUUUUUUUUUUUUUUUUUUUGACUGCAGAUUUUGAGAAGAAGGGCAAAAAAAAAUUUGAGAAAAACACAAAAGGAGAAAUGGAUAAAAUGAAAUAGGGUUCAACUUACACAGACGCAGAAAAAAGCAGAACACAGCAGCAAUGUGCUUGCUCAGCGCUGUGGUUGAUCAUUCUGGUGCUUCUCUUUUGUCUUUGUCUCAUCAAACCUGUCUCCUCUCUGCCCUCCAACAACUCUCAAGGUUGAUUUUUGUCUCUUCCUGACAGAUGUCGGGGUAAAAUGCUCAACCCAGAUAUCAUGAUCUCUUCCUGAGUGUGCCCGUGUUUUUGUUCCUGUCUGUACAUAGACACCCCUCACGGGUAAACAGACAGCUCAGACAGAAAGUGCUGUUUGUGUGUGUGUGGUUUGCUGAGUCAAGGGCUAUGAAUGACACACUGAACUUAGGGGGAGUAACGGGAUCUCAAAUGAGGAAUCUUUUCCUAACCCUUGUACAGAAAAGAUGCAAAUCCUCCAAAUGCUAACCCUCUAGUUCUUCACUUUGAGAGAAUUUUCUCACUGGUGACCUAUCCCCUUCUUACUCCAGCUAGCUGUCCUCUUUUUCUACUUUUCUUCCUUCCUGAGAUAGUAAUCCACGGUCCCCUCAUGUUGUCUUUCUUUGAAAAUCUGCUUUUCCUGCCGGGGUGGACAGCUAGACAAAUGAUUGCAUCGGUCGAGCAAGGCAGGGGGUAAUUUUUAGGUGAGCACAGCGCUUCAGCAGAGACUUGCCGCACUGAAAUUAGAGGUUGUCAAAUGCCGCACGUCUCCGCUGAUGGCCCAGCACGGCCCCCUUAUGUUAAUGUGGCAUUUCAGCGAGAGGAAACAGAAUUAGAAGACGGUGGGGGCUGCUGCUGCUGCUGCCGCUGCUGUCGGCAGUUGUUGGGGUUGCUUUGUCACAUGCACACACUUCCUCGUUUUAUUCUCUCCACUCAUCUGAAGAAUGAGUGUUCCUAAGAAGCAAAAAGCAUCCAGUAUAUUUGCUUUUGUGGUAAAGUAUGUGCAGAGAAGUGAUUUUCUAACCUACAGAACAUUGGCUCCUCUUUCCCCUGUCAUUGAUGGCUCCUACACACAUGCUUAGCCCACCAGUGGUCUGUUAAAUAGCUCUUCUGUGUUUAAUAAUGUUAGCUUCAAGUGACAGACGCAGCAAGUAACGUCGGAAGAUUUAUAGUAAGUAGGGGCAUUUUCAAUUUUACAGCAUGGCUUUUAAUAGCGAUCUUCUUUUCCGGAGAUACUAACUAUGAGUGAUCAGACAGUGGGUGAGUUUUCUUCAAGCCAUUGAAAGGAUCUGUGGUUUAAAUACUUGCUGUGAGGUCUUUUUUCAGGGCUCGACAAAGCGACCGUUUCACUCGCAUUUGCAAAUAAAAAAUUAUAAAAUGUAGUUAGUUACAUGUGCGCAUAAAAUUUUUUUUAUUUCAAAUAGUAAUACCUGUCAUGUGACCAGAAGACCUAGAAUUGAUUUCAAAUAAUAAUACUUAAAUCGACCAAUAAGACACACAUUAUUUGAUCAAUUUUCAACGUGUCCCUAAAGUUCUUUGUGUGCUCCUUACUUGUUCAACUUAGGAACACAUAUGCUCCUUGUGGAAAAAGUUAGUGUCAAGCCCUGUUUUUGACACACAAUCAAAUGCAUUUUUAGAUGACUUAUUACUCACUGGGUCAUGCUGUCCCAAUAAUCUCCCUUCUUAAUGUCUCAAUGCCAAACCCGUCUGUUUACACCAAAGCCUGAUGCUGCUCGUGUCGUUCAAGACUGAUGUAAUCUGUCCUGUGGGUCAGAAUACCAUGAAGCUGAAUCAAUGUUUAGGGAGGACAGGGAGUGUCUGCGUGGACCACAGACUGCUGACAUCAUGUUGUUUUGGGAGCAGCCGCUCCACUGGCUCGCAAAGUACUUGUCCUGCAAGGUGUUUUUUUUUUCUACACAGCUGCAGGCCAGAUGCUUAUGUGUUAGCUUGUCAGUGUCCAUAAGCUCAUCAAUCACACAUUUGUCCGUCUGUCAUCGGCAGUAUCCAGAGACAAACUUUUCCAGAUGGACAGGGAACUCGUAAAAAACUGAUUCCCGGAUUAAAAACAUCUUUUAUUUUUCAGAGCUGAGUUUUACUCUUAAUUCAGUUUGUCCAAAUGUGUAACUCUUCCUGCUUUAAACAAUGACUAGAACCACACAAAAUCCUAGUUAUGUAAGUUUAAUCCACCUUCUAUUUUUGCCUUGGUGAGAGGUGAAGGCCUUGAGGUCAGGCAUGCUUCACUAAGGCCAUCUAUAGUUGAGUGUCAUGUUCCCCUGCUAGAGUUUAAAAUAAGACUCCCAACUGGCCUGAAGUCUCAUGAGACAUAGCGAUAGUGCCGAAACCCCCACCUCACACAUGUCAUGCCUUGAGGUGUCACGAGCACAACCGUUUAGUUCCAGCUGUUCAGCUGGAAAACUGUAUUUGUGUCUUUUGUUGAGAAAGUUUCUCCUGUCAUUUCUUGCUGAUUUACUAUUAGUUUCAGCAGUUGCAUGACUGUUUCUGUGCUGUGGGAAGUUAGAAAGGGCAACCAGUUUGUCUCCCCUAUAAUGGGUGUUACAACUACACACACACACAGAAUGAAUGGAUGCUUUUUCAGGCUGCAUGACACAGCGUUUCUCUGUUGUGGGAAUUCAGGUGAGCCACAGAAUCGGUCAUAUUGUAUGAAUUAAAGGUACACGUGUGUGUGUGUGUGUUUGAAAGGCGGUCAGAGCAGAAGGCUCUGUCAGCUGUGUAUGUGUAUGAAAGCGAGCAUAAGAAGGGAGGUCCAUUAGUUUUAUCUGACAGAGGGAUCAGAUCUGAAGGCAUGUACCUGAGCGAUUCUCUGCGUCUCUUCUCCCCACCUGCCCAGCUGCUCGCUCACUCACUACUCUAUUAGUGAACAGCCGCUGGGGAGCAUAAAGCUGAAAGCAGAGACAGUGGUCUUAACCCCUAAAUAAUGCAGUACUUAACUUUGGCCCUGGCAUAAAAAAAAUAAAAAAAAACUCCCAAAAAAUACACACAUCAUUUUUCUGUGAAUUUUCUCUGAGAAACAACAUUUUCCUGCAGGUAAUAGGAAGCACCCAUGCUCAACUGUCACAUAUUUUCACUCUCCCAGGCUGUGAUAGCUCUUUGUUUACUCCCUGAAAACGAACUUACACAUUUGUUUGUCGAUAAAUGACAAACAUUACUCAAGGCAACUGACAAAUUUCUGUUGCCGUUCUUUUCUUUUAUACCGCUCAGAUUUAUAUGCUACAUUAAGCCUUUCCCCACAAGUGGAAAUCAAUUGAACACUGAUGUAUUAGAGAAAUGUUGAGUUUGUUGUUAGUCUGCAGUUGCUCACCGCAGUGCACAUGUUUGUGUGUUACAGAAAUCAACAGAGUGCGUAAAGACAUGUACAGCGACACAGUGAAUGGCCUUGUGGACAGACACCCUCUGGAGCUGCCUGAGCCUACAGGACCCAUCGUCCACCUGCAGGAAAAACUGUUUGUGCCUGUCAAAGAGUACCCCGAUGUAAGUAGCUGCAUAUUUUUGUAUUUUCAUUCUCAUUUCAUACAGCAAAUGUUUUUUUUUUUUCUUUUAAAAGUUUGGUUGAAAAGCUAAAUGAGAACCUACUGAUUCAAAAUUUGUGUGAGGAGAUGCACAACAAAUGAACACUCGCACAAACACCCACGCAUGUGGUUGGCCCUUUGCUCGAGGCUGUGUGUCUUAAUGGUGUGUCAUCAGUGGAAUGUCAGCUGUCGAUGGUUCAACAAUCUGUCAGCACUGAGGACAUAGACACUUCUGAAAUGAUCUGGUUGUUUUUGUUCUACAUUCUUGUUCACUCUCACACACAUGUGCUUCCCCUGCUCUUCUUUAAGCUUCUUUAAGUCUCCAUUACCUUCUUGCUCUUUUUAAGUUACACUUGCUAAACAAAAGCUGGUGGACUUGCAUGUUCAAGUUGUUAAUGGACUGCCGUUAAAGCUGUAUCAGGUUGCGGUCUUAAUAGGCCUUACUCGCAGGAAAACAUGGCAUGCUGGGGUGUUUAUGGGCCAGCUCAGCGGUAGAUUAGUACUUAGAGGGGCAGACGGAGAGGAUGAAGAAAGAGUGCCAUAAAAAGUUAGCUGCAAUUUCAUAAAUAUUCAUUUGAAGGAGAUGGAAAUCUUUUGACAUUACCAUUUUUUAGUCAUAACAGUGCUUAAGAUGGGGAUAUGUAUUUACAUGCACUCAGUCACACUCAGCUGAAGAAGUAUAGUACAUGACAAAGCUUUCACCAAAGAACUCCGGGGAUAGUUUUUGCUAAUGUUAAGGUAAAAAUUAAAAUUACAUGUAUGUUUUUCCCUUGUUUUUUGAUACUACUGGUGCUUUCCUUUUUUGUCUAUGUGUAAUGGGCUUCAAUGGAAGUCAGUAAAACCCCUUAUCUAAAGAAUUAUAGAUGGACCUAUAUAAGAGCAGAGCCCCGCAGAACAAGUGUAACCUAAGUUUGAAACCGUGGUCGGUCGGUCACCUCCCUCUCCUCGAGGUAAUCUUUGGCGCACACACGAAUGCUUGUGUCCCAUCUUGGGGGAGCAGCGUUUCUCCUCGUAAUCCCAGCAGCUUGCUGUGGGGGAAAUGAAUGGAGGGAGGUGACGAAGGAUAAGAGACACUAGAGCAGGGCCCAGCCCGGCCAGGCGUGGACUGCAUUUUCCCCCUGACAGAAUUGAUAAAGGGCACAGGGGACUAGCUCGGAUUAGCUUAGCUUCAGCUGACCCUUCCAACAGACUCAGCCUCCAAGCUCAAACUAAAUCAAGCAGCGACAACACAGUCUUUGACCUUUCAUCUCCAGUGCAGGACUUCAGAUCCUUAGACAGUCUCUGUCUGUCCUAACCGUCUUGAACUUUUAUUUGUAUCAUUGGUAUUUCUACAAAAAGCUGGAUUUUAUUUCUCUUAGUUGCAAAGUUUAGUUAAAGUAUUGCGACUUCAUCUAUGAUUUAAAUAAAAACCUUUUUGUUUCCUUAAUAGUGUAAAUUGAGCAAUGAUAUAAGAUGUUUUACAUCCACAUCCUCUCUGAAAGUUCAAGUCAGGUCUGUGAAUUUGUUUAAUUGUGUGCUUGUCUGUUCAGGUUCUCCUUGUUCAGCAGUUUUUUUGUAGUCGAAGCUUCAGUUGUUUUAAAGGUCAUAUUCUCCCUCUGAAAUAAUGCAGUCCAUGCAGAAAACGCUAUUUAAAGCCAUAAGGCUCCGAUUGUUACCUUUUUAGCUGUGGGAUCCCAUGUUCUACCCUGCAGCUGAAAUCCCUGCAUUGUGUGUAGGUGGGUGGGCUUUGUAACUAACCCAGUAGAAGGCUGUGUGCGUUUUAUAGGAGAGUGAGGGGAGGUCUGAGAAGAUGGGUCUGCCACCAGUUGUGGUAAAGACACUAAUGGACUGACUCACUCGCGCUCGCACUUACACACAGACACACACACACAUAUGGACACAAACAGACUAUAAAAAAGUGUGGCAUCCUCAGAUGACCCGUGUGUUGCCUUGCUCUGUGUGCUGUGCCGCUCUGCGCCGAGCGAGGCUGUAACUCAGUAUUAUGUUUACGAUCCGCCGCAAAAGACACUAAAUUAAUUAGGCUUCCCCCUGGUGGCCGAGAUGACUCACUGACGCCCUUAAGAGAGAGAAAUUUAUACACACACUUACUAUGAGUGUAAACAUGUGCAAGAAGAGAAAAAUACACCCUUCUGGCAAUGCACAAUGACACUCAUUUUGUAACACAUACAAAACCCUUCCUCUUUAUAGGGACAUGAGGUGUUCAGAGAAACAGAAAAUUGCCAGAUAGAUGUAGCUCUGGACUUGAGACCUUUUUUUCUUUUCCUGGUGUCAAAGACCUAACAGUGUUUACGAGCAAAAAUUUCCCAAUAAAGUCAUCAAAACACUUUUGAGUAUUAUGAUGUAGCAGAGAUAAAUUGUUACCAUUUAUUUAAGAGAUUUGAUGCCUCUAUGUACUCAAUGCUUUGAGAGACACUACAGUGGAUCUGUAUACAGUUAGUAUUUCCUUGGAGGAUAGAAAGAGUAAUCAUUUAAUGGUGGGAUAAGAGGGGAGAUGGUGUGGGAUCAGCUUUGAAAUGAAGAGAGGAAAGACUACGAAAGAAGAGAAGAAAAAUGCCACGUCCUAUUCCUUCCUGCUCAUUGCUAAAAGGACAGGACACUGUAAUGAUGAUUAUUAGACUUGGGAAUAUUUCCCCCCUCUCACGUUUGCGUCUGAUCUCCCAGAUUCCCUUAAUAGAAAAGGCAUGUGUUUCAGUUUGUGCACUUGUGCGUGUUGCUAAUGCAACUCCAGGUUUUCCCAAGAAAGCCGGGACUAAUAGCCCCAGUCUAUGUUUUGUGUUCUUGGCAUCAGCUCACCUGCCAUGGAAGAUUAAUCCUAGUUCAUACUUUCCCCCAUCUUCGCCAUUCUUCCACACUUUUUGAAACACCUUGGAUUUACUCACCACCUUUUCAGCUUCGACUUUGAUCGCAAAACAUAAUUCCCAUUUUACUUUUAUCUGCCAUAUCCCCUCACAGCACAGCCACUCUUCCUCAGAGGGGCUGUCUCUGUCCCGCCAAAGUGUUGCCUGCUUUCGUUUCCCUGGUAGAUAAUUAGAUUGUCCUGGUGCCAGGAUGCAGUACCUCAUGUCAACUUUACCAAAAUAACUUGCCUUGCCAGCAUGCUUCCACUCUAAUUCCCUUAAGUGUGUCCCUCCUAUGGCCUGUGUGCACCCGCCUGUGUGCCCCACAUCUGUAAGUGUGUGUUUGUGCGUCACCCUGUGUCUCUAUCAUCCUGUCUGCCGAUGUGUCUUGCUACCUGCUCUCUUGCUGUACUUCAAAGUCAGCCAUUUCCUGAUGUCGUCAGUGGUGCAGAGCGCCGUGGAGCGUCACCGUGGUGACUGCAUCUUGAGUGACAGCUGAGUCGCAGGCUAUCUGAUAACUUCAACCUUCAAUUAAACGCUAUCUGUGGCUCCGCUUCUCUCCCGAGCACACGCUCACACACACAUUGACAGGCAGCUGACUGACAGCUCAGCAUGUCAUUUCCGUUGACCUUCAGGCAGCUGAUAGGAUGUGUGACAUGUCUUUUAAGUGUGUCUUUGUCUCCUCUUUUAUUCCCAGUGUGCCUGUAUUUGCAAACUGUUGGGUUGCUUGUGGGCAGGUCAGUGCUUAGUAGUGACAACACACACACGAACACGCACAUGGACUCCAACUUUGCUGUCCGAACUCUGUGAAAUGGGACACUCUCCUUGCCUAAGAGAGGUGAAAGAUCGGUUUUAUUCAUCAGCCUGUAAAAGCAGCUGUGCGGCACAGCUCUGGUGUGUAUGUUCUGUGGCUGUGUUUGUCUGGAGUUUUGGCAGUGUCAUGCCUCUCACAGUUGUUUACCUCAGACAUGGAAUCCUUUUAAAACCCCCAACACCAAUUUGCUCUCUUCCGCUCCACUUGAAGUGUCUGGUACUAUCAAUCCUCAGAAGAGCAGAUGUGUGAUCCCUCAUCAGGUCUAUAUUUUUUGGUUAUCGGUUUCUGUUCUGGAGGCUAAUGAAUCCAAUUGAACAGUGCAAACAAAUUGUCACCUUGGAAAAGAUCAAUACAGUUUCUAUUGGCCCAGUUGUUAGAGACAGGGGUGGAAGUUUUGCUGUUGUUCAUCAGUGUAUCAAAGCUAGAGAAAAGUAACUCACUGACUGAGCCCUUUCCCACGAAUUUUGAUCCUUUUGUUGGUGUUUUUUUUUGUUCCAGGUAAUGAAAUGAGGCGGUGAAACUCCACAAGAUGGAAGUAUAUGUACAUUUAUUUUUGUUUUUCAAUGAAGAAAUUGGCAAAAUUAGCUUUAGCCCUCGACGAUGCUUCGCUCUGACUGCAGUGCACAGACACAAGAUACAGGUGAUUUAAGGAGACAGGAUGUCCCAGACCUCUCUGUUUCACUGCAGUAAAAUUGCCCGGACCAAACCGGCCAGUUCCCUGCACACUCAGAGUCAUUAAGCUUGCUCCCAUGGGGGUGUCAUCACUUAUCAUGCCAGCCCUGAUAUCCUUCUGACCCCCUUAAGUCAUUACCAGCCCUAGAAAUGUACCGCCCCACACCUCGCCUCACCUCACUGACAGAGCAGCAGAGUGGAGGAUUUUGAUAUCUGUAGCUAGCCAGCCAUGCAGGAUGAUGAUAAUUUGAUGAACGGGUGGUUUUCUACUUAGCUAUUUGAUGAGGAGGGUAAUUACAAAGAUAAUUUAAACAGAGAGGACUCUAUUUGUUUUAGACAGUGAACAUGACAAAGGGCAACAGUGUGAGCUGUUAAAUGUGUGUUUAUAAGUGUACUAAUGCCCCUGAUUGCUUGCAUAUUAUGAAUUUGUACUUGGCUCUUCUUUGCCUGUUUGUCUCAGAAAGGAUUCAACCGAGAGGCAGAGGAAAGAGAAAACUGAACCAGGACAAAGGAGAGGAAAGGUUGACCACUCAGGGCUCAGAGGCUGCGUCAGGGCUUAUGAAUCGCACUGAAAGAUAGAGCAGCAUUAAUGAUAAUUCCAGCUGAACUACAAUCCCAUCAUGAUUUCACUGAUAUCUUGUCUUUUUGAAAAUCAUUGUUGGCAUGGAUCUGUCUACAUAAGAAAAUAUCGAUGACAUGUACAUACCAAGAAGGGGGGGAUCAUCUAGGCCUGGGCGAUUUGGCAAAAAAAAUGAUCACGAUAUAAUUUGUCGUAUCGUCUGAUCUCGAUUAUUAUCACAAUUUUUUUUUUUUAAAAUUGCCCGUUUUAAAGCAUCUGUACUAAAAACUAAAGAAACUAGAGAUUAGUUCAACAUUUUUUUAACGCACAAAGUAAAUAACAAAGCAAAUUAAAUAAGAAACAUCGAAAAAUAUUUAAAAAAACAUUUCUACUCAACAGUACAACAAAUGUAGAUAAAUACUAAAUAAUACAGUGAAUUAGUUUACAGUCGUGAGUGUUUUUGCAUGUAUGCAAGACCCAAAAUAAACAAAUCGCCCCCUCAGAGAUAAUGAAGACACCUUAAAAUGUAAACAUUAUAUGAUGUAAAUGUAGAUGAUACGAUUAAUCGCUGCCUAGGUCUGGUGGCUGCACCGCUAGUUGUGGCUAAACUGCUAAUGCUACUUGUGCUGUCAGCAGUGACAGGCUGUACAGACUCCGCUCACAUUUUCAUGCUUCCCGCAUAAUCAUUGGGGAGGUACUUCUUCGAAUGAUUAAACAGAUCUGUUGUGUUGCAGGUUUUUAUGGGCACCAACCGCCAACAUACCUUGCACAUCCGCUUAAUUACUUGACGUCACUUUGGAGAUACCUGAACCACCACAACACAACUGACAUUGAAUAACUUCUCAAAAGUAACAUCUUCGGAAGAUGACUCAAAGUCACGCCUGACAACUAUUUUUCUGCCCUCAGCUCAGCAUUUAUCUCCAUGUUCAGUCAUUCUGUUCACCUCUCCUGUUUACUCCUCCGGUAACUUACAGAAGUGAGAAGGAAAAGCUCGACUCUGAUUGGCCGUAGUGACGCACAUUUAAAUAUGCUCACAGCUGAUCACUAUGAUUGAACUGAAAUUUAUCACGAUCAUAUAAUCGCCCAGUCUUAGGAUCAUCCCUUUAAAAUGUGGGACAACUCUGGAUCUGUGUUCUUGUUAUUAGCUCAUAUUGUGGUCAGUUGUUGCCAGUCAGCUGAUAAGCACGCAAAAGUUUAGGCAUGAGUGAUGCAGCUGAUUCUUGAUCAUCUGAUCAUAGUGUAAUUACAGUUUCCUGUCCUAAGUGACACGUGGCGUUGUUUUUUAAAGGUUUGGACUUGACCUUUUUGACAGAGAUGAGGGGUAAAAAGUCCAAAGAAUCACACUUCUUAAUUCCUCCAGUAUUAAAUUGAUUUAAAGGUCCAAACAGCAGAUUUUAAAUAGGUGUUUUUACCUGCAGCAAGCCUGAAGAGAGUUUGAUAAGACAGCACAUCAUGACACACACUUGUCUACGGUUCCAUCCGUUCUGUCAAAGGGCAGUUUUUCCACCAGCAUAUUGUGAUAAAUGCGAGACCACUCAGGGAGAGACUGAAUGUUGUUCAGCAUCUUCCUUCUGAUUUUAUUUUUCUGUUUCUGCUGCUCGCUUCUGAAAGUUCAAAAACUUUGCUCCGCACUUCCCUCACUCACAUCUUCCAAACGUCUAGCCGACAUCAAUCUUUACGCCUUCCAUCUCUCCCCUGUAUUUCCACUCUGCCUGCAACCCCAAAAUAAACCCAAACAGAAUUAUGAAAGGAGUCAUGGAUUAGGCGCUAAAUGCUGGAUGUGCUGAAUAGAGAGCUUUGAAGUCUACAGGGCUUUGAGGCGAAAAUGUCACCACUGGUAUCAAACUUAAAAUAUUAUUACUCCUUCAUCGUCCCAGCCUCACCUCUUCUGUCCCCCCUGUAGAUCAAGCAUGCUAACCGCUGUUGACUCAUCUCCAGCCCAUCUCUCUUUUUCCUUUUAGUGCGAUCUGUGCAUUCAUGUGUGAGUGUUGUGGUAAACAGGCUGCAGAGUUCAGGGUCAGUUAGUUGGAUUAAUUGAAUGAUGGAGCAUUAUAGCUGAAAUAUGAGUGACUGAUAAAAUGCAGGCAGCCAGGGAAGGGGGACUGUGUGUGGCUGUAGAGAAACAUGAGUAUGUGCUGCUGUUCGAGGCAGAGGCAGAAGAGGAAGAUCCUGUGUGUCCAGACAAAGAGUAAUAGGAAGCCUGCAUAGUCUCCAAACUUUAUGAAUGGACACCAGGUGCAGAAAACGUGUAAGAGGAGAGUCCAACUCUCUGCCCUACAAUGAAGCUUCCAAACACUGUAACUUGAAAUGAAUUGAGGUAUUUUUGUGUGUGAGGGAAAGGGGAGUUUUGCUGUGAUAAAUGGUGGACCAUUACAGUGGAAUGAGCUGUUUCACAAUAUGUUGUAACAUGAAGGAAGUGGGCUGAGGAAAGGGAGUGAUAGAAAACAGAGGGAGAGAUGGCCGUGCCUGGUGUAAGCACAGAUCCCACCUUUGCUUUGAUACAUCACACUGACUGAACUGUUCAUUUCCAUUAGCUUGGCGAGGCUGGCUAAUAAGCAAUUGGUAUUCUCUCCCCGGCCUAGCCCCGCUCUUCCAUAAGCCCUGCACACGCACACCCAGAGCCCGCAGCGUGAUCUCAUUUCCUGUCUCCACACCACCACAAACAAACCAGCCGUCAAAGGCUCGAUUGUUCCGAGUCUCUGAGCAUUGUCGGUGGAACUGCUGUUGCCUCUUAGUUGUUCCCACAAAAAACAAAUCCCGAUGCACAAACACAUGCAAACCCACGUGACAAUCAGCAUGGGGUGCUGAGGGUGUCUACGAGAGUUCACUCCAUGUAAUGUGGUUGUGCACACACGCACACUCCCGCUCAUAAACACACACUGGCAAAGACGUAGAAAUGUUCAGAGCAUAACCCGCCUGUGGAGUAGUGAUAACUGGGGCUAAACAAAGGCCUUUUAAUGUCACUGUAAGCCCUCGUCCUGAAGGGGGCUUUCUGUUUGUGUGUAUGUGUGUGUGUCUGUGUGUGUUUGUCCGUUUUUCUUUCUGUUUGUGCUAUGAGCUGUGUUUGAGUAUACUGUAUGUGCUUUCUGUGUUUGUUUGAGGAACUUGGCAAAACACAGAUAAAUGGGAUUGGAAAAAGAGAGAAGAGUUUGUCCAGCAAAUGUCCCUGUUCUUUAAUCUUUAAAUGAUGGAAAGAUCAGGAGAAAAAAAAAUUAAAAAAGCAGUUGCUGAGACUGCAUAGCUGGUAAAUAUAAAUGAACAUUUUUUUUUUUAGUUGUUUCAUUCAAUCUCAGAAUACUUGGUUGCUGUUUCUCAUUAUCUGGAUAACAAGGAGCAUGGGAAACUUACUAAGCCCCACCAUUUAACAGACACACUUUUUUUGUCUUGGUGUUAAUUUUCAGGCUGUCAAAAGCACGUUGAAAACUCCCUGUCACUAGUGACAGCUUCAAGGGCUUCUGGAGGGCACAGAGCUUUGAAACCCAGCCAGAAAAUAGUGGUGUUUCCCAGACCUGGCUCUUUGGAAAGUCCAUGUAACAGCCGAAAUAGAAAAUAGAAGAUGAAAACUUGCUUUUUUUAGUCGGUGCGGAGGAGGCUAGAUAGUUUAGCAAGAGGAGGUGAAGAGCGAAUAGUGUAUUUGGCAGUGAGGGCACUGUAUCCAUCCCACUCCUCUGGCUGUGCUGAGUGGAGUUCCUGGCAGGCUCAAAUGGCCCUGCACCCUUCUGAUAACUCACCCGCUUGGCUCUCCAUUGUCUCUACAUUCCAGUGGCUUAAAAUGGAGGUCGCCUUUUCUAACAGCAUAUCACCAUCCACAAGGAGAAUGUCAAGCCCUUCACGAGAGCGGCAAACCAGCAAACAGCGAGAGCCGCUAGCUACACUUAACUCCGAGCUUUAUUCCAUCACAUGAUGAUUUUGGCAUUAUUUUUAUUUACUGUGGAGUUACACUUUGAAGUGUGUGGACUCAUUUUUUGUUACUUUGCCAGACUGUGGUGAGAAGCUUCAUCAGAAACACUCUUUUGAUGUGUUUUUUUGCUGAAUUUUUCCUCGUGUGAUGUGUGUGCGUGAGUGAAACUUGCGGUAACUCCUCAGCCAGACGGGACGCCUGUUAUGCGCCGCGCCCCCCAAACCACUUGUUGUGAUUAUGUCUGUCACCAUAAAAACACAUCUGACUCGAGGCUGACAUCUGACAGGCCUUUACCCAGAAGCCCUCACUUCGUGGGGGUGGGGGCAUUAAACCUGAGCCCUUCACAUGUAUUGGCCUGCCUUCACCCUUUAUCCCUGAGUGCCCCAUCACAUGGAGUCGAGUGUGGAAAGAGCGUGGAAGGAAUGUGACGGCGACAUUGGCCCUUCUUGCCCUCCCCCGAGUUCUUGAAAGAUGAGACAUUCACGAACUUUUUCCCCUCUGACAUCUUCUCUAACCUUUUCUCUCUUUAUUUCUCUCAGCUGUCUUCAGUCACACCCAGGUCACUGUCAAGUCCCAACCACCUUCUGCUCUCAGACAGGGGGUGUUGUAAGAAUUAAAGAACGUACAAUGACAAUUCAAAUGCACUUUUUUAAACCGGGUGUUUAAUCUGGUGUAUUUUUCCCCCUUUUGUAGUUUAUUUGGCAUUCGCUUUGUCAUUCAUUCACUGUAUUUACAUUCAGCCCAGAUAGGAUUGGUUCUGACUGAAGGUUUUGUAGCCUGUCAGGCUGUUGGGAACCAUCACAUGUCUUCUCAGCACAAGAACUGGAGAAGGAAAACUUUUAAAACUUUGUUUGUGUACUCCUUUGUACGAGCCACUUGACACUUAGCAUUUUUCAUAUUGCUAUUUGCUAGCAGGGUAAGCUUUAUAACAGCACCAAGGACAUUACAGGACACUGAGUUUGUGUUUAAUAGGCUAGAGGUCUGUUUAUGUGUGUGUGUGUGUGUGUGUGUGGGAACACCAGCAUAACGCUCAGAGCUCGGGGUUCACCCUUGUCUAGAGCGGGUGCUGUGAUGCAGACAGACAGCUCUCUCCUGCGCUCCUUCAGGCCGUGUUUGUGCGCAUAUAUGUGUGUGUUUACAUGCGAGUCAGCAGCAGGCGACCGCGCGCGGUUGGUGGCUGACCUCGGACGACAGGUGCCUCUGUGUCCCUCAGCAGGCGCACACACUAUCACAAAUAGCCCCGUGCACCAGUUUCCUUGAUGCAAGUUAACCAAACAGACAGCUGCCUUGUGACCAAGCUACACACGCAUUAAGCCUGCGUAUAGCUGCAUGCUACGAUCAUCUGGGGAGACUUCGGCAUCUCGGGGUGUGUCUUUCCCGUCACAGACAGACAGGCUACGAUUGCAAGCGAGCCGAGUGACGUCGGCAGAAUAAAAAAGAAACAGCCUUCAGGUUUCGUCGGUUCCGUUUGUUCACGUAGUUUAAGGGAAACACACCAACGUUGCAUCCUAUUUGUAAUCCCCCAGUAAUUAAAUGUGACUUCCCUGAUGGCCCUUUGGAUUUCACAGUGGCGUGGGUGCGGCAGAGUGCAUAAGCAGAUGUGACUGCAUUUGAGAAUUUAAUGCAGCUGUGUCACAGCUCAUUGUAACAGUUAAGGCGAUGAACAGUUGUGUUCUCAUCAUCAAGAAAAAGCGCUCCACUGUGUCAGUGAGCAUUUGAAUAUUUCAGGUUCUGGAUUUCAGCUUGGGUACAAAUAUCUUGUUUUAAUAGUGUCAGAGAUCUUUUUACCCAUUAUGCACUCCACCAGCUGCUGUGCGCGCUGUUUAAACACGGAUGGUUUGUUUACCUCUUUAUGCGUCACCGUGCUCCCCCACCCUCCACCUCUCCUUUCUCUCCUUCCCUUCCCUUCUGUUUUUAUUUUGGCAGAAAAUUGUGUUGGAUUAUUUCAACACAUUUUCCCUUUAUCCUGUUGGAAGCCAGUUUCAAGUGGCGGGGAUUACGUCGCUAAAUACGUUUCCUUUCCGUACAAAGCUCCAAAGCCACACACCAGUGAAAGGGGGCCUUGAUAAGAAAAUUGUGUCAAGUGCACUACCUUUCCACACAGCUCACCUCCCCCUCGACAUCCUCUCAACUCGAUUUUCUCCUUGUUUGCCUCCCAACAUUGACACCAAGUCUUAUUCCCCUUAGUUAAUUUUUAUUUUCUAUUUGGGGCCAUUUUAACAUCCAGUGGGGGUGAUAAAGUAGGAGUAAGCCUCUCAAACCCCUCUCCUUCUUUGUGUUCUGAUUUCAUAUUCUGGUAUUCUAAUGUAAAGGAGAUUUAGAUGUCUUUUCACCUGUAUUAACUGGUUUAUUUCUCUCUUUCUAUCUGCAGUAUAACUUUGUGGGGAGAAUCCUUGGCCCUCGGGGACUCACAGCCAAACAGUUGGAAGCAGAGACGGGAUGCAAAAUCAUGGUGCGAGGCAAGAGCUCCAUGAGAGACAAGAAGAAGGUAAGCUAAUCAGCGGGGUAAUGUGCCCAGUGUGUUUAAUGGGCUUCAUCUCCUGAUAACAAUGUAAUUUAUUAGAUGAGAUUCAGCUCGCACAAAUAAAGAAAAAAAUAACCACGUCUAUUUAUUUUCGAACCCACCUCUGUGUUGUUACUAUAAGAAUUCAUCCUCUGUGUAAGAUGUGACACAAAAAGAGGAGACAAGCUGGGACCACUGUCAUACGAAAACAUCCCAGCAGCCCUGCAGAAACACGAGGCGCGUGCACACACACACACACACAGACGCACACUUGAUGCCUGGUGGCUGCAUUCUGACAUCCGAUAGGGCUGUUUGCAAAAUGCUGUGCAGUGGAAAGUACAGGAGGCAGUAGUAAAGAAGGCAGAUGAGGCCAGUGGCAGCCUCUAUUUCUGGACCCACAGAGCUGAGGCUGGAGACAUAAAAGGCGAGUAUUGCGUGUUCGUGCAUCCAGAGACUCCAAACAACCCUUUUUGUGUUUUUCACCUUCAAAUUGUGUACUUCUUUGAGAAUCACAUCACAACAUUUGAAAACCCAAAGGGACUGACUAUCACAAAAGAAACCUUGAUGAGAUACAGGCAACUUUUAGUUGUCCUGUAUUGCAGUACCAUCAGGUCAGCCUUGCAAUAGUAUAUCUUUAAAGCCUACAAAGCUGACUCAGAGCAUAUUUCAGCUGCCUACAUAUUGAAUCCAGAUUCAUCACACCAUUGAGCCCCAGAAGAUGAUUAAACAAUGAAAGUCAAAGCUUUGAAUGCUGUAAUAACUUGGAUUCAUCCCCAAGGGAUUGCAGUGUGUGUCAGAUCAGAUUUACUGAUGUACUUUGAAGUUACUGUGAGGACAAAAUGACAGUUUUGAAAAUUGUGAUAUUUCAAGCAUCUGUGCAUGUUUUGCCCAUGGGCUUCAACUGUUCCAUAAUGGCUGCUUUUAGCUAUGUUCUGUUUUAUGUCUGUGGUGUGUGAGUGUGUGUGUGUUUCUUGCUUGAGUGACACCUUUUUGGCAAUGUCUUUGUGAAUCUCCCUCAUUUUUCCUUUCUUUUUUUUUUAAACCUCCCAGAAGCUCUGAUUUGCCAGGCAGAAAUGCCAUAUUGUACUGCAUUUACAUAAGGCAGAAGAAGGGGAAUCACCUUCUCUACACACGCAGCCUCACACAUACACACGCAAAGUCCGCCACACAUCCAAACAGAAACAGGCUUCAUCCACAAAGACGAACACAGAUUUUUUCAGCUGAGUCAUAAUCUUAGAAGCUCCAGUUUGCUGCAGGGCCAAAACGUUUUUCUUCCCUCCUUUUUUUCUUUCUUCAUAGCUUCUCCGUUUCGUGUUUUAAUUCCUGUCUCUUCUUCUCAUUUCCCUCUGAGUGUGUUCAUUAUCAUAGAACAAGAUGAAGACACUCUACUCUGGUUCUUUCUCUGGAAUUAGAUCCAGAAGUUGUUAAAAAGAGGCGGACACACUCAAAGUACAAACCUGUUCACACACACACACUUACAAAGUUUGCCUAGGCUCAUUACAUGAAUCUGUGAUAACCUUCAUCAUCUCAGUGCCAUCUUAAAACUUAAUGACCUGGGCCACUUUGUUUGGACUGGACCCGUCAAAGGCCCUGUGCAAUUAACUCACUGACAAAGCCCCAUAGAGUUAAACAUUUAAACACCAGACAGGUGAGCAGGUUUGCUCUUUACUUAGUGUCAUGGCAUAGGGUGAAGUGUCUAAUAUUGUAAAUUGAUUGGUUAAAUCUGAAUAGUUUAAAGAAAACUGUACGGUUUGUAUAAUAUAUCAUGUCAACUCUCCAAACAAAGCUUAAAUUACAGUCUCCAUAUUCCCCGUAAGUGAAGACUAUACCUCUGGUUUAGAUAUUUACAGCACUUUUAAUUAGAGCUGGGUGAUAUGGCCUCAAAUCAAUAUCACAAUAUAUUAGGCAGUUCACCUCGAUAAGGCAAAAUGGACAAUAACUACUCCACAAGCUGCGCACCCCCUCCCACAUUAACUUCGUCUACUUCAGCCACCGCUUCAGCCGCUACAACUUUUGAACCGUCCUCCUUCUCCUCACCUGUCUUUCCCUGUCAGGUGUCCUACAUCUCCGACGUAGGACGGCGUCUUAAAGGGACACGAGACCAUAGCCUACCUACACACAUUCAAAACCAACUUUUAUUUGUUUAUUUUUUUGAUACUAAAUAUAUUGACAUGGGCAAAAUGACAUUGGUUAUUGUCGUAAAUUUCAUUAUCGGUAAAUUUUCAGUUUAUCGCCCAGCCCUGCCUUUAAUGACAAAGGACUACAAAUAGAAAUAAACUCCUAUAAUGUGCUGGUUUCCAUGCUUUACUACCUCCACUGUUAGUCAAUAACAGGAGUCACGAUCAGGUUAAACCCCCAAUGCAUUCAGGAAUCCUAUGCAUGGCUCUGGUUGUGUCAUAGCUUUGGCUCAGCCCCAGACAAAAGCCUCAGCUGUGGCCUCCAGUUGCUGCAUCCUCAACCUCAGUAUUUUCAGCUUGAUGCCCUGUGGCAGCAGAGGAAGCCGCGGGAGCAGCUUAGCCAGUGUGUUUAUUCAGGAUCCAUUAGCGGCAGCGUUUUUAUGCUCUCAAUAAUUCAGCUGGUUGCUCCCUCCUGGGCUGCACUGCCUGGCGGGGAGUCGGCUCACUGGAGCUAUGCAGUGGGAGAAAGUCGAGCAGGGGGGAGAGAGAGAGAGAGAGAGGAAAAGUCGAGUGAAAUAAAGAACAAUGGGGAGAGAGGCAAGCAGAUCAAGAAGAAAAAAAGAGGAAGAUGAAGAGAUAAAUGUGGGACUUCACUCUUUACGAAAAGGACCAAAUAUAAUGCUCAUAAUUAGAUACAUCCUGAUUACUUUUCCCUUUUAAUCCUAUUUAAAAUCUCUGAAUAUACAUAUCCAUAUAUACAUAUUUUUUUAAGCUAGCCUUUGCUACUCAAGCCAAGGACAGGCAAAUGUAGCAUUGCAGGAAAUUCAUCCUUCGUGAACAUAAUACCUGAUAUGAAUUUUCUAACAUGAUCGUUGCUUUUGUAAAUUCAGCAGUUUAUCUUCACUUUAGCAGCAGCAGUUUUGUAGACUGUUAUGAAAUCUCUUUGAAUCAUCUGAGAUAAAAGUUGUUGUUGACAUAACAGCCGUAACUGCAGUGUCAAAGAUGAGAUGAGAUGAGAGAACUUACCUGUGUAUUUGCGUCGGCAGGACUCAUUUAGCUUAAAUAACAGGAGACAUAAAGCAGAAUAAUGGCCUGUUUUAAAACUUCACAUUGUUCUCCAUUUUCAAUCACACUCACUUAGACAGUUCAAUUACAAAUUAACACCACUGAGACCAAUAUAAGUGUUAAAAACCACUAAACUGUCUUCUAGCUUCUUGGAUUUAGUUCCUGCCUUGUCAUGGGAGGUUAUUUGGUGGCCGGAGGGAUGGAGCUUAUUUGCUUCUUUCUGUUUUGAUUAUUUUGUCCUAAUAGAGUUAAGUGACUGGGGCUCCUUUAGGAGACCGUAUAACUUUCAUCUAAAGUAGAAAUUUGAUUUCCCUAAUUUUUGCUGUAGUCAGGCUUGAUGCAAAAUAACAACAGGAACAAAAGAAAUUCAAUAACAGAUACAAUUUCUCAGCUUUAUCAAAAACAAUUCCCUAAUUCAUUUUUGUCCUCCACACAGUGAGAGAUUACAGUUGGCACCUGCACAGCUGUUUUACUUUCAACACUAUAAGUGUCCUUGGAGAAUUCGAGAAGUACUCUGUGUUAAAUGGAUUUUCUGUGGGUGUUUUUUUCUUCUUUUGUUUUUUGUCGUGUUUUAUUUUGCUGUUAGUUAGUAGUAGCUUCACUGUGGUGUCAGUGAAGACAGCACCGAGUAGGUCUUAGACAUGGACCUCAAACUUCAGACAGCCAAACCUCCUCCUUUUAUUAAAAAAAACCCUGAAACUUUAUUCAAAAUGAACAUUUUUCUCACAUUUCUGUUUAUGUUUGUGUCUCACUAUCACUACAUACAGCCCUCUCUUGUCCUUCCUUGCCCCAGCUGCCCCCUAUUGCACCUGUUGGGCCUGCUGGCAUUAAUCCUCGACCCCAGCAGGUUAUGUCCUUGAGAUUUAAAGGAGAGGCAACCAUUCAUGGCAGGGAGAUUGAGUUAAGACACGGUCAAGAAUUUUGUUUAUGAGUGUUAAGUGUAGUGUUGCUUGGACAAAAUAGUGGCACCACAUAGUCCAAAAUCCUGUUGAGGCAGCAGCGUGGUCUAUAAACUUAGAAUGACCUUCAGCGACAACACUAAGCAUAGAAAGGUUUGUGUCUGCAUAUAUGGGUCCAGUUCUUUGGUCUGUGAUCAGAGGUGCAGGCAAAAAUGUUGGUGUUCGAAGGUUGGGUAAAGUUAUAGAAUGUAAACCACCAGAUUGAGCUGCAAUUGUGUAUGUAAUUUUAAGAACACAACCCACAAAAGGUAAGAGAGAGAGUCAGAAGAAAAAGGCCAUCUUUGUUUCCACUACCUUUUGCAUGUGGUGUCACCCAUGUGGAGAUUUUGAGGCCUUGAAGUUCUUGAGCUCAAGAUGAGGGGAGUGAAAGCCGGCAGGCAAACAGGUGCUGCACAGACAGACGAUGGACGUCAGGCAGCAUAACUGACGAGCAGUCUUUUCCCUCUGAUCCUAUUCUUAGAUGUUGUUCCUACAUGCAGAGGCCGUGCUAUUUAUUCAUGCCACAUAUUUUGCCAUAAGCGAUUACCCUCUGCGAUGUAGUUACUGGCAUGGCAUUUGAUGUCAGCGAGCACAACAUUCUUGUCAGAGGCCUUCCCAGUAUUCCCCUUCCUUUGAGCUCACCUCCCUUCUUUUUUUCCCCCCUCACUCUCCCACCACGCCUUCCCCCCCUCUACCAGCCCUCAUGUUUGUCAUGCUGUCACUUUCUCUCUGAGGGGGCACAGUGACCUUGUUCACAGGCGGUCAUGCUGGUGUAUAUGCAAGUGUGUAUAUGCGCUCUCUUCUCCCUCUCUUUGAACAUAAUCCAAACCAAAUCUGAGUGUGCCUGAACGUCGGCAUGCACACACCGAGCGCAUGACUCACUGAGAGUUAUUGACAGAUUGCAACAGUCUGCCAAUAAAUGUGCAUUUAUGGCCACCAUGUGCUAUUAUUCAGUGUACUGCAUGCAGCAGCCCUCGUGCCCUGUCAGUUUGUGUCCCCUUUUGAAAAAUGCUGAGUCAUGUCUCGGUCCCCAUGUCCCCUAAUAGGCCAUGAGCAAACAGUCCUGGUGAAAUAAUAGCCUGACUGCUGAAACAAGGCCCUCCCCCCCCCGUGUGGAACAGGGGAAAACGAGAGCGGAAUAUUGCACUUUUUCCUCUGUGCGUGUGUGUGUGUGUGCGCGCGUGUGUGUGCGUGUUAUAAAGAGCAGUGCCAUGGCAACAGGUCUCUGUGGAGUAGAAAGGAGGUGGGUGGCACUCAGUUCAAGCUGUGUGUGUAUGUGUGUGUGAGAUCGUGCAUGUGUGCGUGUGUGUGUGCGCAACCUUGUUGAUCCAAUUGAAAUCAUGUCAGGUGGGUCUCCUGCAGAGAACAGCAAUGUAUUGUUUGUAAUCAAGAUACAAUCACAGUGGAUCACUUCUCCCAAAUGAGCAGGGAUCUGAAGUUGAGGUGGUUAGCGUGGGUAGGGUUAAAUGACACACUGAUCAUCAACAAGCUGUACAAACCAAACCAGCAGCAGGUGGGCAGAGAUCUGAGAAGCCUUUUUGAGGCGCAGACUUCUUUAACAAAAAGAAAAAAAAAAUGAUCACAAAUCUGUUUUCGUAACGCUUUUGAGUCACAUUCUCUGGCAUUUCUGUUUUGUCUUCAUCACAUCAGUCAGAUAUGGCCGCCAUUACUCUGUAAUCGCCUUUUUUGUGGUGUCACUCAUCAGAGAAACUGAGGUUGCUUUUUUUCCGACAACCUAGACCUCAGCUCCUCACCUCAGGGGGAAGUACUGAGCUUUCAAACCGCUGGCUUUCAUGGUUGUACAAUGACAUGUGAUACAACCUAAAAAGCCUUUUAGAGCACUCUGUGUCUGCUAGCUGUGGUUAGUGUCGGCAGGGCAACCAGAAGAGGGAGGACUGUAACUACACUAAAUUGAACAGUAAGUUUAAAAAGAUCUACAAAUAUGAGGCUACCUUAUCAUUGUCCCUACAUUUCGCAUUUUUCCCCUCUCACAAAGACUCAAGUGUUACCGGGCUUUUCAUAGAAGCACCAGAAAAAAAUGUAAAAAUGUGCAAAAUAUCCAAACCUCUGCCUUUCCAAUUCAAAAAUUGAAAUUGCUUCCCAUUUGAGUGUGUUGAAAAGAUAUCAAGCAGUGAUGUUGGUUUUGAAUACAGCCCAUUUUGCUGUUCAGGUACUGCUAGUUCUACAAUUUAGCGCCCUUUGAAAGCUUUGGUGCUGCCUUUUCAGGAGGAAAACAUGGCUCCCUUCUGAGAGUUAUUGUUAGCCUAACAGUAUUGUCCAUACAAACACAAGUCAGAGACAGAGGCGCAUGCUUGUACACCUUCUCACACCGUGAAACUUUCUCCAUGUAUCAUCAUUGCGCCCCGACUCACUAAAAAUCCCUAUCCAUCUCUCUGAUCCUUCCACCCAUCCAUCUUUCAGUGAUAUUAAUUGCUGCAGGGCUAGCUGUCGUCUUUGUCUCUCUGAAGCGAGGGAUCUAUUAAAGAAGGGUGUCCUUUCAAAGUUAAAGCUAAAUAGCUGACUAAAGGGCCGUUCCUGUCAUCCCGCUUCUCUUCACAGGGCCUCCAUCGUCCUCUGUGUAUGCCUGUUUCUCGCCUCCGCUUCCUCUGAUACGCUGUGCUGCUUCACCGGUGCUCCAACACACCCACACUGUCACAUUCACUCACUGUCUCUCUCCCUCUCUCUCUCUCUCUCUCUCUUUCACGCACUUUUUCUCUAUCCAGGAGGAGCAGAACAGAGGAAAGCCAAACUGGGAACACCUAAACGAAGACCUUCAUGUCCUGAUCACAGUGGAGGACUCACAGGCCAGAGCAGAGAUCAAGAUGAGGAGAGCAGUGGAGGAGGUGAAGAAGCUCCUCGUACCUGCUGUGAGUACAUACAACGCAUAAGCUCGUAUACACUCAGCACACACACCGUGGGGGCUGCCUGUGGCCUGAUUAGCUUUUUAAUGCUCCCAACACAGUACUUUGUGCUUCUAAGGAAGUUGACACAAAGGACACUGUGUGUUUUGCUCUGAUUUAGUGCUGAGAGAAGCCUUUCCAGGCUCAACAAACUCAGUCCAAACAACAGGAUGAUGGGGCUGCAUAUGGCUCAUCACCUCUUGCCUACUGUUAGCAUCCUGUUUACUUCCAUAUAUAGACUAGGGGAACAGGUUGGCCGUGCCCCCAGCAGAGUGGAAAAAACAUAGCUAGCAGCUCCUCCUGUGACUGCAACACUUCACCUCCGCCUCCCCUCUGCCUAAACUUCCUCACACACUGAGCCGCCGGUGAGGUCUGCUGGUACUUUGGCAUGCGUUGUGCAUUUUUUUUCGCUGUUGACUGUGAUGACCAGGUGGACACGGCAGCUGAAGGCCCCGGUUUGCCAUCAUGUGGGAGCACACUGGGCUUGGUGGUUUGCAGAAACGCAGCCAGCUAAUAUCAGGCAAGCAACCAUAUCAGAGAUGCAGGGUUUCUUGAAUAGCAAUUUUAUCUCUGCGCUUUCCUGAACGCACUUUGUAUCAUUAUACAGAGUUUUGUUUUUAUGGCUGUUUUUUACUUCAGGAAAAACAAAUGCUCUUGGGAAGAUGUUGGCUCUACUAAUAGAUGCAUUACAACUUUAUAUUUGUAGUAGAUUGUAUCUAUGUAGAGGGAAAGCAACACUACAAAAAGUGCCCCCUUCCUGUUGUAUACAGAUAUGCACCUAUACUAGAUAAGACAACAGAAAAAAACUGGUCAGAGACUGUAUUUGACAACCUGGCCAUGACAACUUCAUAUGGCUGUAUCCUGGAAUUUGAACUGCAAGUUUUUGCACAGCUUAUCUCAACUUAGCCAGUUGUUGAUGAAAGAUCUGGCACAAAAGGUGCCUCCAUGUCAAGGUCUACUGUCUACAACAAUCUGUCCUCCCUGUCUGUCUCCGCCGGGCCUCAGCUCAGCUCAGCUCAGCCUGACAAUGUGGAAACACUUCAAUUCAUGUCCUCUUGUUGAAAAUGGCUCUCCUUUAUUCAGCCCGCCUGUCACUUCUUCAGGCACUUGUUUUGUUUCUGAGUGUUUCAGAUCUCCACAGCCUGUAUGUACACACACCGAGGAUGUUGACACACUUACACAUGCCCGCACACACACACACAGACAAAAACACACACACGCACACCAAAAAAAAAAACACAUGAGGAUAAAGCCAUCUCUGGAAGCGCCAGUGUUUUGAAGAGUGAUGUAGAAUGAGUCACUGUUAACACACACGUGUAGACACACACAACUAAACCUCUUCUGGGCGUCCUUUUAAGUCAAUGACAGCUCUCGGCAUCCAGCUCUCAUCUGAAUGGAGUGCCACAAAAAUAGCUUCAUCACUUUUUGAGAAAUCUCAGUGCUUUUUCGCAGCCUGACAAGAGCAUUAAAGAUGGUCUGGUGAAUCAGUACCUGAACCAUUUAUGGGGUUAAGGAGAAGAAGCUCCUUUAUUACUCAAACAGAAGAAAGCACUUAUGAGCUCUUUUGAGACACUAAUGAAAUCUUGCUCAUAAAAAGUUUCUCUCUUCCCCUAAUUCAAGUACGACUUUUAUAGAGCUAAUUAAUGACCCAUUGCAGUACACCAGAGGCCAUUUUUCCUUCAAGCAAGGCAUCUUUGUUCAUUUUAAUGUAAUGAAAAGAUCCCUCCAUUAGAUAGACGGCUGUUUUUCUGUGUAUAAAUGUUUUCAUGAUUGAGGCGAAAUGUCCCUAUCUUGCUUCUUAGUAUGAAUAUUUUCUCCAGAGUGUUUUCAGUUGUAAUUUGUUUUGAAACAUAUUUUGCAUCUUGCGUCAAUAAGUCAUUAAUUUGUUCUGCCUUUUCAACCUACGUCCAUUAGAGGCCCAACUGGUAAUGCACUUCACCUCAAAGGCCUGACACCAGCCUUCAGGAUGACAAAUUUAAAUGUCAAUAGAAGUGACGUAGUUUAAGUACGGCACAACUUUAGCUGCUGUCCUAACCCGUAAUGUUUGGUUGGUGCAUCAUCUACCCAUGAGCAUCUCAAAGGUCUUCUUUCCUGUUAUUGAGUGGAUGUACAUAAAAGCGUGUCAUGAGUGGGUGGGCAGUGGGGUUGGUUGGCAGUUAUGGCCUUUAUCAUGCUAAACUAGACGGGAUUAAAGUGUGGACACGGUGGUUAUGCAAUGUUCUAAUGAAGGGCAUCUUUUCCACAUUUGGUAGCGUAAAAUCGUCUCUAUUAAAUCACACUGGGUACAAAAUGAGGUCAUGCUUUUUAUUCCCUUUCAAGGACCAGGCUCUACUUGUCAUUGUGGAGGCCCAGCUGCAGAACUGAAACAAAAAGAGAGGAUAGAGUGCUUACCAGAGGCUUGUUUGGUCUGCAAACCUGGUGUCAAAUCAAAGAUAAAGGCUGGAUAAUGAUAGUUUUGCUUUUUAAUAAUCUCAUAACUGCCUCACAGUGGAUUAGGAGCCAGGAUUUCUGGCAUUAAAAACACUUGUAACUAGCAAAGCUGAGCAUAGAGUGACACACCAGUCAGGCUCAUCUUGUUUAUGAUGUGAUGAGAAUAUUGUAGCAUUUGCAGAAUGUCGUUUGACAGAUAUGUUUUCAGUUUUCAUUCAAAGAAGUGUUUGAAUAAAAAAUAAAUCUACAUUUACAAGAAAAAAAAAUCACUUUUAAGACUUUGUCCUGAUAAAGACUCAGCUGAAAUGCAUAGACAUACCUUAUCCCUGCCUAUUCAAGGAUUUUGUUUUUCUACCUUAGAUAUUAUUUAAUAAUCAUCUUGACAGAUAAUUUUUUUGUUUUGUAUCUUGAUCUUUUGUCCCUUACCAUAGGAGAGCAUCUACUGACUUUUAUUUUUUCAUUUCCUGACCCAGUGCAGAACUCACCUCUUUCUACCAACAAUGUCCACUCAAACUGUAGACAUUUUUAAAGCACUCAAAGAUAAACAGAGUGGCUCUUAUUGUGAAGGCCGUGCGUAUGCUGUAGAUACAUUUUUUCCACUUCUGGAUCCGUCAACAUGUCAUUUGGCAAAGAAGGUUUCAACUGUUCUGUCACACUCUUGUCAACAGCUGCUACUUACUAAAAAUUGAUUGACGGAUAAAAGAGGGCUCUAGCGAGUUGUGCUACAGGUUCACAUUCGUGCCCUUUUGCCCUUCGUGGAGCUCUUUCGCUCUCUUUUUCUGUGAACUCCUCAACUCUCUAUGAACUGGGAGCAGGGGAAACAUCGGUGAGAUCAGAGAGACAGAGGGAGAGAUGGGUGGGAGAGCUUGAUUGAGCCACUCUUUCAAGUGUGGAUUUACUCUCCUGAUCCUGCCUGCUACACACUUCACCUAGCACAUACACAUGGAGAUGCAUGCCCAGAAAAAUACUACCACAUGCAAACACACACACCAGCUGACUAAAAUACUCUGUUCAUCCCUUGAGUCCUGGGUUGGGUCCUCAUAUAGAGACUGCAGCAGAGCCCCACUGCACUUUAGGUAACCCCCACACAGAUGCUCUCAGAGUUGUAUGCAUAAACCCUGAAUGGUCAAUUUUCUCUCACUUUACUGCCCCUGGAAGACCCGGAGAGGAAUAGUAAUCGACUCAGCAGGCCAGUACUGUCCUCUGACUCAUACCGGUCUCAAAAUAAAUGACAUCCAGAAAAAUCACUGAUGUGCCUUUGCUCUUGUUUCAACAAGUCAUACCUUUACCUGUUGGUUUUGGCAUGUAUAUGCUGAGUCCUAGCUAAAUAUAGUCGGCUAAAGCGGCAGUAAUGAAGUUGUCACCUGCUUUGACCUUUCCUUUUUCACUUAGUCAAAGCCUUUGUACAAAACAAAGCAUGUGAUUCAGUCACAUUUUACUGUAAGCUACACUGUAAAAAUCACAGCUAGAUUCAAGUUGUCAAUGUAAGCAGUGUUAAGCUGGAAAACAAUUCCAGUGUAGCAGCCCAUCUUCUCUUAAAAAUGAACAUAUUUACUCUGUAUUCAAAUCAGCCAUGUCUACAGGAUCUGUAGUCCAGUGUAAAGUCUGCUGUUUCCUGUCUUGUGAAUAUUGUUGGACCUACAGGGACUAACAUAGUGAUCAAAUCACUUAUUUAUUAUCAUUUCAAAAAAGAGAAAAAAGAGAUGAGAUUUGUUAGGGGACCGUCCUCCACAUUGUGGCAGAUUCUAAAGUAUUACCUUGCUAUUUACACUCUGCGAGAUUGUCUGACAAAAGGGACUUUUGACAAUGUUAUCUUCACUGCUCUACAUUUGAUACAGCUCGCUGAAGGCAGACACUCGCCUCGAGGUACCUACAGUACAUUAAGGGAGGUAGCAGGCUAGCCUUGAAUCUCAUUGCACACACACAGACUGAUAAAGAACCCCAGAAGCAGAAAAGGUUAGGUAAGAAUGGAGCACACUGCACACAGAGAAAAGAAGGAGCUGGCUGGCACAGUGGCACUUUGGCCCUGGAGAACCGAGUGCAUGUCUCCUUGAAUGAAACAGUCAUUGCCGAGAACAAAGUGUUGAUGGUAGCAGCCGGAGCAGACCAGCGGCCUCGAGCCCUUCUCUCCAUUUGCACACUCUGAGAACCCUACCCUGCUCUCUCGCUCCGGUUUACUGCUCCCUCUUGUGCCCCAUCUCUCCACUUCCCCCUUCCUCCUUUCAUGCCCCUUUCACAAAGUUCUAUUUUUGGUAUCUUUUUUUAUACUUCUGUAGCUUUACUCUUUGUUAUGAAAAUAGGAGAUGAUUUAAUUGCUCCAAGUUUUCAUUUUAAUAAACUACCUUGGCAGUAGACAGCGGAGUGAGAACUCUCCAAUCCGUUUCCAUGUUUGGCACACCAGACACAUCAUAGUCAUCCCAGGCUAAGAGUAAGUUUCUCUUUUAGGCAAACCUGCAAGCCAACCCUUUUGUUGGUAUCCCUGUCUUUUGCUCUCUUGUGCCUUCUGUUUCUCCUCAUCUCCCUCAUUUUUCUCUCCUCUUCUCUCUCUGCUAUGGACCUCCUCUGAGAAAGAACAUACAGUAAAUUGUGUUUUUUUAAAAGCCAGACAGAUGGACCUUAAUGGACGCCAAGUUAGGCAAUCGGCAGGGUGUUGUGUCUGUACUCGCCAGUAUGCAUCCGGCUUGGCAGAGAGCUACAAUGGCAGCACCAUCGGAGCCACUCAGACAGGAAAGGCACACAGAGUAGAUGAUGCAGAACAAGCAGAGCUACAUUUAAACAGUGCAAGUCUUUUUCGAGGCUGCCGUGCACUGACGAUGCAAUCAUUAAACACCUUUUUUUUGUUUUCUUUCUCUCUUUCUUGCUCACUCUCCCCCAUCCUCUCUCUCUCUCUCUCUCUGUCACCAGCGUCUGACAAAUGAGUACAAAACACCAUCUGGCUGCAUCCAUCCAUGUGUGCCUCUCCAAUUAAUGAUGUUUAUUCUCUGUUAGUUCUACCUAUCACUACCAUUCUCCUCUUAUUUACUCUUAAUCUCCACCACCUUCACAACCAACAUCACAUCAUGCAUGAUUUACAGCCAUAUCUACAAGAUCAUAAACUCAUAUUUCUCAUUUAGCCUCAUUUAUCAGCUCGGACCGCGACUUUUAACAAUACUCAUCGCAGAUUAUAUUAGCAAUGUGUAUUAAUAAUUUGUUUCUCAGACUCCUUUUAAUGGCAAUGCCUCUUUCUGACCUACAUAAGAGAAAUAGACCAUCAGCAGCAAUAUUGUCUAUUUUACAUUUUUAAUCAUGCCUCAAACCACGGCUAGAGGCGUAGUACAUGAAAUUAAGCUUCGUCAGAAUUUCAAGGAUGUACUGUAUGUCUGUCUUGUGUGCCGCUCUCUCUCUCUCUCUUAAAAAAAAAGAAUAAAAAGUCAGUGUGGAUGAACCAUGGAUGACCCCUCUUCCAGAUCAUCAUUCAACAGAAUUAGUGAUCGAAAGCUACGACUUUGCUGUGGUUGCUCUUUGGUGAAACUAGAUUUGUGCCAUCAUUCCCAAACCAUAUUGUUAUUUAGGGAUGGGCGAUGAAUUAUUGUUCAUGAUAUAUUGUCAGAAAAUUCCUUCAUGAUAAAUAUUUGCCAUCUCAUGAUAAAUACGAUAAAUGCAAGUUGAUGAGGUAAGCGUAAGCGAUGGACUUGCAGCCGUAGCCCACACAGAGCAGAAUAACAAACAAACAUGACCUAGGGCAGUGAAGAAGACAUUUCUGAGCAGCUCUUUACUGAACGAGGCUCCACAUGAGGGUUCUUAUUCAAGAUUGGGGCCUGACAUUGGACAGUGGAUCUGCAAGUCACGUACACGGACUCUCACAUGGCACAAAAUAAGACAUUAGAUGAUUUUUUCAUCCCACAUUUUGUACAUUUGUGUUCAUGUAAAUGUGAUAAAUGACUAAAGUGGCUGUUGUGUCUCUCUGCCAGUAUGCUCAAGUAGGCUUCGAGGAGUUUCAGGCUGGCAGUAGGUAGAUACUUUUAGUCAACCUGGCAGCCUCUUUGUCCCUGUAGGCUGUUAUUACCUUCAUCAGGCUAAUGAAGGAGCUGGAUUGGAUCAUAUUAACCUCCUGAUCUCCACCUCCCAGGACACCACAGUUACAACAGGCUGGACUGCACUCUUCACUGCUCUCAUUAUAUAUAUAUGUGUGUGUGUGUGUGAGCCCAUCCCAUCCGCACGUAGACACUGCAUCUCCCAUAUGAAUGUUAAUCAUCUUUUUAAUUGGCUUCCUUGACUUGGUGACCUCUGCUUGAGACUGCAUCACUGUGCUCCUCCCUUACUGCUGUUAUGUUUUCUUACUCUGCCGUGUGUGUGUGUGUUAGAGUGUGUUAAUCUCUUUGUGUAGUCCACACAUUUCAGACUGCAGGGAUUGGCCUGGAAGUUGCGGGACCUUUGACUCCCAACUAUCCUCUUGUUUGCCACUUUCAUUAUUAUCCAUCUUCUCAUUCUUGGACCUUUGUACUCAUCAGUGCAGCCUUUUGCUUCGCGUGUGCCCCGCUAAUACCCUUUAGACAGGUACUUCACAGAGACCUACUGAAACCCUGUAACAGGAGAGCAAACCCUCAAACUGUAAGAUGUAUAAAUCACCUCUGAUUAAUGAUCUGAUGGUGAUAAGAGGGUAAUUGGAAUUGACCUCUUUAACCAUUUUACCACAACAAACAGACAUGUCUAUUCUGAUGCCGAUAAUGAUUCCCACUGUGUGUCAUUUGAAUGCCUAGCAUGUUAGAAAUGACCACAACUGUUUUUGACUGAUUUUACUUGUGCACAUGCUCAGACAUUGAAGCAUUCUCUGCCUGUUUUUUUUUUUUUUUUUGUCCAGACCAUCUUAAUGACAAAAGUGAUUGCCAAUCUUGGUCCCAGUAGCCCCUCCCCAAACUGCACUCCAGACACCAAAACAACAAUGAAAAGUUUUAGUCCUUUGGCCCAAACGUUGGCAUUAAUUUCAAACACCUGAAAGCAAGCUCAGACAAGACACAGACUGCCGUCCCCGUGAGGCCUGGGUUGAAAAUAAACACACAUGCAAGCAGUCACUUCACACACAAGACCCGCACAUGGAAACAAAUGAUUAUUGGCAGGGGAAGCUGGGAGCUAUUUUUUACCUGGGCCCUCCCUCUGUACCUCCAAGAGAGGAAUAGAGGACAAAGGAGGCUAUUUUUGUAUUUACCAGGUCAGAGAUGGGCAAGAAGGGAAACCACCAGAGGACUUUUUUAUUUUUGCCGAGUCAUGUUUGAAGAGCUGGUUGAUGGGAUUUGAUGGUAUGCUUGGUUUGUAAGUUUACCUUUCCCUAGCUUAAAAUAACAGAACAGAAAAACACAAACCUACUAUUGCUCUGUAUAGCUGUGGUAAAUGAAGGUAUUUAAAACAUCAGUUCAUGAUGCAGAGUUGGACAUCUCUCUAACUUUUAGACUACCUGACUUUCUUCCACCUCUGUUUUUAUGUUGUUUUCUCUCUCUCUUCUCUCUCUCUCUCCCUCUCUCUCCUCUCUCUUUCUCUCACUCUCUGUCGAUGGUUGAGGAAACAAAUCAUUUGCCACUCUCUUCCAUGAUUUUUAUCUGCUGUUGCCUGAAGGCCACCACAUCCUGUUAACACCAGGUUACAAACCACACGACAGGCUGGAGCUGUCAGUGCCAGUCACAGAAAAACAAAGAAAAAAAACCAUAGCAUAGUUACUGAUGCUUUAUGAAACCACAAUUAUCUACAGAUUUCUCAGGACGAACAAGCCAGAAAAAUCUACCAUUCUAACUGAUUUUUGACAAGAUUUUACUGAUUUCUUCUUAGUUUUUUGUUGCUGCAUGACACAAGGUAACUAUUAAGCUUCUUUUCAUGUGUGCCAAGCCCCUCCAGUCAGCUUAAACCCGACAGGAAGGGCUUGUUCUGGUCUGGGCCCAAGGGCUCCUCCCCUGCCAUCACUACCACCUGAAACUCCAUCUGCCCAUUCCUCCUCAUCUCCUGCUCUGCAGCACUCCUGAGGGGCAGACAGGUGGUUGUAGCCCUAAAGAUGCAGUACCCCUGCAGGGAACAACCUGCCUGAGCCUGGCCACCUUUCCCGGUCUUGUCCUCCUCCUGUUUUUAAUUUCCUGGUACUAUAAAUGAGAGGCAGGCAGAAAUCUUCAGCAAAUCUCAGUCCGGGGGAAAGAAAUCACCCCUACAUGAUUCCCUAUAUGUUGCUAAAACCACUUAUAGAAAAGCCCAGAAAGGACAGCAGUGAUGUUGAUUUAUGUUAUUUUUCAAUUAGAAUUAAUAGACUUGUGUGUGUACCGACGUAAGCAUCUUCCCUGGGGUGGAUCCAUACUAAGCUCAUUAGUUUCAGAAAUAUGAUAUCACACAUAAGACACAAUGAGACUUUGAAUUCCUUUCUGCUUGCUACUCCAGUUUUCAUCACCAGUCUGGUCUCGGGGCGAGCUGCAGGAAAUGUUGUCAACCUCAAAGCAGGGGGAAAAAUUCUGAUUGCAUACAUCAUCUCCUUUCUCACUUUUCCCUCCAUUGUUUUGUUUCCCUGUCAUUCAGAUGUCAGAUGUGGUGAACUUAGAUAAAAGCGAGACACAGUUGCGUAAGAGUUGUUUGAAUUUUACAGAAGUUUAAUCAUAAAACCUGGUCAACACCUUUUACAAAGAAAACAUCUUAACUAGUUGAAUGAGGCCCAAAAGUCACACAAGUGUAAAAGACUUGCUACUUCAGGUUUGAAACUCGACACCCCCUUAACCUGAGUGCAGUCUCACCUCUUUUAGCGCUUUCUCCUUUACACUCUUGAGAUCCUCUUUCACUUAUUACACCUUGAAACAUCACCCUGUUGCUAAUCCAUCUCUUUCAUUUUUCCCUCUGAGGAAAGGAGUCCUGUUUCUCCUCCUGUCUCGUUCAUUUAGAUCUUUAAGUCAGCCAAGGUCCCCGGUGAAGGCGCAUUUUAUGUACACAAGCCCUCUGCACCACUCUCGAAAUUGCCUUACCCACUUGUACUGUCCUUUUAAUUUCACCUCACACACAUAUACACAUGCACCCCGGUCCCAAACCACCCAGGUCUCUCACAUCAUUGCAGAAUAACCUCCUUCCUAAUCCACCUGGUUGCACUAGGCUCCUCCGGGAGGGGGGAGGGGAAGGGUGUUUCAAGUGUCCUAAUACAGAACGCAGAAAGAGGGGGCGGUAACAAGGCGGGCUGAGAGGCCCGGGCUGUUUUAAUCUGCCCUGGUUCCUCCAGUGGGAGAGGAGAGGGACCCUGCGAGCCCCGAGCCAAUCUCUCUGCCUCUCUUUGAAGGUCCCCUUAAUCCCUUCACAUAGAAGCAGAGAAAUACAGAAAUGUGUGUCUGUAUGGAUGUUUUCAUGGGUGCAUAUGCCUGAGGGGCCCCAUUGUUGGACCCCAUAUCUCCAUACGUCCAAUGUUGAUUGAGGCUUGAGCCCACUGUCUCCCUCGCCUUGACUCUCUACACUCCACUAUACUAUAUAUUGUCCAUUUCCGGUGGUUGCUGAACUUCCUCGGGGGUCUAACCAGGGCCAAGCCUGAACAUCUGCAAAGUGGGAACACAUACACGCACACGCACACACACUUGCUCUUUCAUCUCUGCCUCCCUUGUGACCGCGUGUCCCAGUGUUUAGGAAGGGAAAAUAGGAUUGUGUGGAGCUCAGCGUUUAGAGAGCCCAAAGGCCGCCCAUCAAAUUCAGCUCCUACAGUGUGAUGACUCGUUUUGCUAGCCCCCCUCUCAAGUCAUUUCAGACUCCAUUCUCUCAGCCCCACCAGCCAAUCCUAGACUGAUGGCUUUCUUUGUCUCCCCUCAAUGUGUAUCGAGUGUUGAAUUCAUCUCACUUGGGUUCACUUGCCUUGCCUAUCAGUUGGCAUCUCUUCUCGUUUGCACCAUCUCUGUUUUUAGCAGCUCCUCUCGAUUUCCACUUGAUUUCUACUGAGCUAACUGUUUUUUUCCUAAAGUGGAACUUUGGUUGUGUUUAGUAGGGCACAGCAAAACUAAAACCCAAGCAUCUCUUUCCUCUUUUUUUUUAUUUUUUACAGGUCUGAAAGCUUUAUCGAAAUCCCAUCUUGGCAGAGAAGGCAUGUAACAUCUGCAUCAGUAUAAUCAGAGAUGGAUGUUUUCAUGGGUGCAUAUGCCUGGAUGUGAAUAAUGUGAAUAUAUAUAUUGAGGCAUGUCGACUAAAUCAAGGAUUAAACUUUGCAGCUAGUUCAAACUUGUGUCCGUGGGCUGCCUGCAUAUGUCCAGGUAGCUCCAUCCAGAGUUUUCCCACAUUUGAAUCUUACAGGAGGUUCUUAGAUCCCUGUUUUAUGAGAAGGUUCCAGCGAUCAGCCUGGAGUCAGGAUCUCUGAAUGAUGCAAAUCCCCCAGCAGUAUUUAAAGCUCCCAAAUCAUCCCCGGCCAAAUCCCUUCAAGAUAUUCCCUGCUCGAUUGGAUGGCAUUAAAGGAUCGCAGGGACAGAACAAUACGGCGUCUGGCAGCCCUGUGGAUUGAGGGAUAAAGAGAUGGGUGGAGGAAGAGGGAAGAAGGAGAAGUGAUAUAAAAGUGGAUGCAUAAGGUGGCAGUUGAAGGUGCAGAUUGAGAACAUGGGCUAGAAGAACAGAAAAAAAGAGAGACUUUUGUUGAAAGAGUAGAUGAUGACGGAGAGAAGGACCAGCUGUUUUUCCAGCAGAGGAACAUGGUUUUACCAAGCGAUCCCUCCAGCUUUGUGCUGCAGACAUCAUGUGUUUAUCAAAGCUGCUGCAGGCCAGCAAACAUUAAUAACACAUCUACAUCUUGAUGUUAAAAUCUGUGUUUAUAUUUUUUAGGUUAUUUAUACAAAGUUUAAUCCGCUCUUAAUGCCGUUAUGUUAUGCUGAAAACCAGCCCAGUUUCUGUGGAUAAACAAGAUCGCUAAGAAUUUCCACACUGCUUUUUCUUCCUUUUGCAAUUGGAAAUGAGGUGAAGCUUUUUUCUUUUUUAUCUCUUUCAAUUAUAGAAAGUGCAGCGAGCUUGUUGGAAAACAUUCUCCUUCCCGUUUUCUUUUCAUCUUCUCUCUCCUGUUGUUGGCACUGACUCUGUGAACGUGUGUGUCAGCUAAUAUUGAUGGAAGAAGCACAGAACACCAAGGCUGCCCACUUCCUUCUUCUUCGAGACAAUAAAAGGCUCUUUUAAUCCACAUAGAUCCUAGAGUCAGUCCCAAUGCCGGAGCUCAGUCUGUGUCGACCACCCAUUUUAACUCUGCACGUUAUGGAUAACACUGAGGAAUAGAAGUAGAACUUUGGCACUCGGGAGCCCUCAGACACAGAGAGUGAAGAAUGAAGAGAAGACUCAGUUCCCGACUUUGUAAUGUGCCACUUUCAACUGUACCUCGGUAAGCUGGGUGAUUGACAGUAAUGGGGCGGAGCAGCAGUGAUGUGUUUGUAAUAAUCUGACUGGAGUCAGGUUCACUUCUAUGCUAAUGAGCAAGUGUGUUGGUGGUUUAGCAUGACUAAUGGUGCACAUCGCUAACAGAGCUGUCUGGGAGCGCGGAAGGGGAGCAGAGGAGUAAAGGAGAAAUAAAGAGGCUUUACCGGAGUGUUGUGAAGGUAUAAGACAGUCAGAGAGGAGAGUUGCCGGAGAUUGCGUUGUUAAGUCUCCGCGGUAAAAGCGAAAUACAGUUGAGGCCUGAUUCCCCUGGCAGAUACGUUCACAAAAGCUGAGGAGCAAAGCACAGGAGAGAAGAUUGCCUUUGAGAAAGCAUCAGUGAAUUUGAUAAAGAACAUGAAGCUCUAACUCCAUCUCACUCUUUAGAGGAAAGGGAGAAGGUCACGUGUUUGUGAAGCUUGUUAUUCCUUUUCUUUUUGGUUGAUUGAUACUUGCUUUUGAAAAGGAUUGACGUUGACUAAUACAUUGUACUGUAUUUUACAUCAUGUAUGCAUUUUCUCUUCUCUUGACUUGAUAUAGAUGCAUGUUCUUCCAUAGUAGAGAGGAGCUGUGUGUUUAAUGUUGGGGAUUUUAGGUUUCACUGGAGUCGCUGUUUGACUUACAGUCCAGACCAUGAAAACAUGGGAAUCAGUUUUGCUGAGAACACAGUAUGUUUUCAUUUCCCAACUCAAUCCGACAUCCAAGUUUGCUUUAGUUGCCUUGAAUUGAUUAAACUUUCUUGUCACUUAUUUAUUUAGUGUGGAGAUGUUUUCAAGCUCGCUACAAGUACUCAUUCCUUCCUCUCCUCCAACCGUCCGCUUCUGGAGAGUGUGGAAUUGUUGAUAAGUCGACUUGGCAGCAUGGCAAGAGUAAUCAUUUUCCCCCAGAUGUUGGAGUUUUGGAAGGAACGGAAAAGGGAGGUGGGAGAAGGAGGGGAGUGAGAGAAAAACCAGCUGCCACCACUACUAGAUCCACCCCUCUACAUGAAGUCAUCUACUCCCCCCUUCUCCGAGGCUCCCCAAACCAACGCCCCCCAUAAACUCCGCUAAACUCACCCUCCUCCCUCCUUCUCAGCUCUACACAUUCAGCCUCUUUCUGUAUCCCAGGAGGCAGCUGGGGCAGGCUGUGUUUACUGCUGAGGUAAUUGGAGUAGUUUGGAGAGAUCCUGACCCCGGCCCAGCAACGGCCUGAGUUAUAUAUGUGUGGUUGUGAGUGUACAGGCUUGGUGCAUACGUCUGUUUGUGAUGACUGGCAGUGAGGCCAGAGCAGGAAAGCAGGCGGUGUCGGCCCACUAGGGAACAGACAAAUUGGUUUUCACUACACUGUCUGUCUGUCUUUUCUUGUUUCAUAUUCUCCGGCUACCCCUCUUCUUCUUCUUCCUGCAUAUCUCUCCAUCUCUCCACCAACUCAAAGACAAUCAUUCACGCUUUCUCUUGCUCUUGCUCCGCAGCACUUUUUUCCCUCCUUUUGUUCCACCUCUCUUUUCAUCUAUCUUUCACUGCUCAUCAUUUCAUCUCUCCCGGCACAUAAGCUGCAUAGACAGUAACUCCUGCCAGAUAUGAGCAAAAACUCCCCGUCAGUCGCGGCCAAAGACAUGAGCAAAUUCAUCCAACCUAAUCCAGGCGCCUGUUGUGUUUAUCUCUGGGUGAAAUGGAUGUAAAAGGGUCUUGUGCUGGGGUGUAAGGGCGGGGAGUGAAGCUGUAGCCCUCACCGGUUGCGUUCGUGUGCACUUACAUCAUUUAGCAUUUAGCAUUAGCUCGAUUGUGUGUCGCAAUUGGCAUUAGCUGCAGUUUGUAUUUACCAACAUAUGAACAGACGCUUCAGUCAGGAGAGAGGCGCAAAAAAGUGAAGCAUGACAGUGAUUUAGUAUGCAUCGAGUGACCUCAUCGCAGGGUUGUCAGGUAGUGGCAGUGGGACACGGCUCACCUACUUUAGCUCACCGCACCCCUCACACCGCCCUCCCCCUUCUCUCCCUUCCCUCAUCCCCUCCGUCUUGCUCCUCCCUGAUAGCUUUUCCCGCUCUGCUGAUUUCACAAAUAGGCCUCAUUGAUUGAAUCUGAUUCUUCUGGAUAGAGCAGCUUUAUUGAGUGGCUUUCCCCCUGAUGGACAGGAGUGUGCAAGGGGUGUGUGUUUGUUACACGCACGCAUGCUUGCAUGUUAGCGAUGAUAACGAAAAACUUCCUCCCCUCAUCCCUCUCAUUCUAUAAUCCAGCAGCUAUUCCUCUCCCGGGAAUUCCCCCUCAGCAAGAUCAUUACAGACACGCACAUGCUGCCGGCUUACACACAGGGUCCUAGAAGUGGCUGAAUCCGAGUGAAUGUUUUAUCAUAGGGGGCUGCAUGCUGACUGAGGAGUCUGUUAAUGCAGCGACACCUUUAGCAAGGAAACAUUAAAGUGUUAACUGCUCUCACUGGCAGUGUUCAUCAAAGAUUCAUAUGAGCUGUGCAUCUGUGGCGAGGAGCUGGCCCAGGACACACAGGGGGGCUCCUCACACUCCACUCCAGAGAUUUGUCUCAAACAUUAUGUUUUGGUUUCUUCUCAUCUCACAGCUCCCGUCUGCAGCCAUUUUGGAUCUGCCAUUUUUCUUAUGGUGCGUCUGAAACACUGCCAACGUUUCCCAGACGCCGACAGAAAAAUGUAGGGGAAGUUUGCAGCAGGGAAUUUGUAUCUUGAUGCGGGAAAAUUGGCUUAUUUCAGAUGCAAAACAGAAAUAAUCUGUUGGGGUUUGGACGCUUUAGCUAACAAACUGUGUUAGUGAGAAGAUGGAGCUAUAUCAGCACCCCUCCGCUGGGGAUACACACAUUUCACACACAGCAGCGCACACCUCAUCCUAGCUGCAGCAUCUGUGCUCUUCCCCUCUCACUGCCCUCUAUUUCUGUCUCCCUCCUCUCAGCAGGCAGCGUGCCACCUAUGCAGAGUUGGAUGGAUGGUGGCACCACUCUUGCCCUGCACACAUUUAACCCCCCCAACCCAACAUAUCCAUCAUCAUACAACUCACACAAACACACAUACGCAGCCGUGACAUCAUUUCUCAGCAUGCAGUUGUCCUGCAAUGCAGCCUGCUGUGAAGCAACCCCACUUGUACUCUUUCACACAGACACAUCAACCCACCUCUGACAGCCGUAAAUGUGCUCAUUAUUUUGUUUGAUUUUUAGAGUGUAUUUUUACGGUGCCACAAAAACACAAAAGAUCUGUGUCGCUCCAGCUGACACUUACUCUGCAGGGAUAUACCGUCCUCAGUAAAGGGAUUGAUUCUAGGAAAAUAAGGGUAGGAGACCGCAGCCUCACGUGUGGAAGGGGAAAAGCUUGUGUCAAGUGUGAUUUCAGUCGUGUGACUCAUGUUUGAGCAGCUUUCCAUAAAAUGACAAAGGCAAAGACAAAUGUUCGAUUCAUUGUGGUUACAAAUGUGCAGCUUUGAAAGCCGAACACAUCGAGCCCCAUCCAUGAUUUGAAUCUGCUGAAGUUUUCUCUAGUCUUCUUUUCCUCUUCCUGCUUCUCUUUCCUUUGUUUCGCAAGUGUGUUUGGCCCACUUUCGAAGAACCACUGACGGAGUUUCAGAGGAGAUGAACACACUGCACAAAGAGGGAAUGAAAACAGCUGUUAUGAUUUGUGGAAGUCAUUGUAAAAAAUACUGGUUAGACUCGUCUGUGCUCUAUAUUUGAAAAGCUUGAAGAGGUGAAAGUCUAGAAGAGAAAAGCUGUAAAUAACAAAGGAGGAACACAGAGAAAAUAAUUCAGAGAUAACAAUGAGAGAUUCAUAAUGUUAUCUUUGCACCUUUGGAGGUGUAGUAGACAACUCUUUCAUGACUUGUUCAUUCAUGUGUGCUCAUGUUGACACAGUUCAUGCAACGUCUAAUUAGCAGUGAUUUUGUCUCUCCAUUUCGGAGGGUUGACUUGCCCAUAUUAGCAUGGCUGGCUAUUGACCUGGGCCAUGUUCAAUUAGCCUAGUCUGGUUAUAAUUGUUGACAUUGUGUGUCAAGUGGCCCUUUCCUCACAUCCAAAGCUGUUAGUGAGGGAACAAAGAAGAGGAGCGCUGUUCAGAACAUCUUCAGAAAUCAGCUUCAAAACAUUGAGAAAUGCACGACUCCUUUUUACUGUUUAUUUAAGAAGUUGUAUAAUCUUACAUUUAGUUGAAUACUAGACCUAACAGUUCACAAUACCAUGCAUAGGUGUAUAAAAUCUGCAUUGUUUAUGCUUUUCAGUGCUGUUUCAAGUAGGGCCCGACCGAUAUGGAUUUUUUGGGGCCGAUACAGGUUUUUUUUUUUUUUUUUUUUUUUUUUUUGAUUUUAUUUAAAAAAUUUAUGAAAAAAAUAUAUAUAUAGUGUCUGGAGACAUGCAGCUGCCUCAGUCUGAGAAGAAGCUCGAUCACGUAAUCUGUGCUGUUAUUUAUUCUACCGUUACUGGCACAGCUAACGGUGUGGCAAGGCUAAUAGCAGGUGGCUAGCUCUAACUUUAGCUUGCAUAUUACAUGGUGCUUCACCGUUAACUCCGCGUGACCGAGACCAGCACAGCGGGGAACAUCGUGAAGUGGGUUGAACUGAAACUUGUUGAUUUAUUGUGUAUUUCACAAACUGGUUUAUUUACCGUUGAGGCGGACCACUCUCCUCCGUGUGUCCCUGACCUGCCUGCUUCAGAUCCGUCACUCUGCUGUGCUGUGAGGUCGUUAGUGGAUGAAGAUUGUCAUGAGGUCGCUGCUCCAUCUACAGGAUAAGUCAGGGAACUUUUCAAAUGGCGGAACAUUUUCUGAGUGAAACCAAAUCUUAUUCUCCGCAUUUAUUCCUGAAAAUAUCGCCAAAAAUCGGCAAGAUUUGGCCGAUUACUGAUUAGUCUCAAACGGGCUAAAAUUGGCAGAUUGAAUCGGCUCGCUGAUAAAUCGGUUGGGCCCUAGUUUCAAGUUCCACCUUUUAAAUGCGUUGAUAAACAUCAUCGAUGCACUGAUCAUUUGUUUCCGUCCCAACAUGAGAGACUGUUGUAGCUUAAGAAAAUCAUCAUUUUUGCUGCUUCCAGCAUCCCCAUUAAAAGAAUAGCUAUGAAGUGCUGUGGAGGUAGUGAAGGAGAAAAAGCAGUGGAGAAAAUGUCCUUUGCUUGGUUAAUUGGCAGCUCUGUGGUACACUAAACAUUGCGAAGGCACACACACACUCACACACAGCUGAAUACUGUGACUGCUCUGAAGCCACUGCCUUAUAUUUAGUCAAGGGAGACCAGCCUCUGUCACUUUUUCUCUUGCUUAACCUCGCUCUUUCUCUUCCUCUCUCUGUGGCUGUGUUGAAGAGGAGUCUCAGGGGAGGGCUUAACUCUGAGCCCUCGUCCCUUUUUUUCCCUUUCUUUCUCUCUCCCUCACCAUGUCUUUCUUUCCUUAUCGUCCCCUGAAUAGAGCAGCAGACUGUUGUUAGACUGAGUCCAAGAGACACAGUCUAUGCACAGAUAGAAAAGAAAUGGAGAAGGUUCAGUAUCUGCCUUCCUGCUUUUAUUAUUACCUCCACAAAGAGGCUGGCCCGCUCUUCUCCGUGUGCACAGGAUGUGUUUACAUGCAGCUGCAGAGUGAAAGUACAUGAGCCACCUUUAUUUUAAUUUUUCUGUCCAUGCAGGGUAAACAGGUAUCAGAUCUAUUAUUUAGCAAUAAAAGGCAUAAAAUCAAUAGUUCACUCAAAGGGGGUCAAAGGUCAGCCGGCGUCACAUGCAUGUCUUAACAACCUUAACUGUGUGGAGAAUAAUUCACAUGCAGCGUGCUUGAAUUAUGAUGUACAACCUGGAAAAUCACAGGGGCUUUUGUGUUGUCAUGGUUAUUGAGUGUUCUGUAGCUUCAGGGGAAAUGGAGUUUAGGGGAGGAGUGGAGUGUGCAGAAAGGAAAGGGGGAAGAGAAUGGAUGGGUGUGCGUAGGAGGGGAGGGGGGUUGCUAUCUUAAUUGCUUUCCGUGAAUAAUUUCAGUCCCCUAAUUUGGCGAUAAUGACAGUGGCUGCGGCUUUUGUAUUUAUUUAUCCAAACAUUAAUUGACAGGACUGACAUUAGCCAGGGCGGUUAUUGCGCAUUUGAUUGCGCACAAGGGAGCAAAGAAAAUUACAGUAAUUAUCAUUCUGAUAUGGAUUAUGAAUAUGCAUUCCCACACUUAAUGUCUCUGUCAGCAUUUUAGGAGCAACAAGGCACUCUGCCAUGACAACAGCACUUUAGCUUAUCACCAUCUCUGUUCCUCUAAGCUUCGUCCAAGCAGUGCUUGUGGAGAACAGAUGACAUGUAGUGUCCAAAUGAUUUAGCUGCCCCAGUGUAGUUUCCUUUUUUUUUUUUUUUUACAACACCCAGGCAUGUUGUUAGGUGAAACAGUCGCUAUGUGGGUUGUUUCAAAUGGCCUAUAAAGGAGCCUCAGCUCGUGUGAAAUUAGCAUGCGAUGUGUUAUUGUGAAUGAACAUUAAAGUUUCUGUUUUCCACAGGCGGAGGGAGAAGACAAUUUGAAGAAGAUGCAGCUGAUGGAGCUAGCGAUACUCAAUGGGACGUACAGAGACAACAACAUCAAAACACGUAAGUGAGCUGCUACGAGCCCACAGACACUCUUAAAGCAGCCCAUCGAUUUUUUCCUACACCCAACUAACUUUAACACCACAGGCCACAUUAUAUCAUAGAAAUCUCAUUAUUUAAUUUUCCAUUAAUUAAUACUGUUUACCUCCAUUAGAUUAAAACCAGAACUCCUUUGUACAUAUCAUUUUAUAUCUGACAACUCGCAGGUUUCUCUCUGUUUCUGAAUCCCUCUGAACAAUUUCUGUUCACCUACCCAACCAUGAGUAGGACAACCUCCACCCUGUCCUGUUUUGUAUUUCUGUACUUCGUCCAUCCUUCCGUUCAUCCUCUUCCUUGCAGUACAGACGCGAUCCCUCUGUAUCACUUGCUCUUUGUCCACUUCCAGCACAUUGCUAAAUUUCACCUGCUAAACUCUGCAUGUUAGUCACAAGCGCAUACAUCUCCAACGUCUGAUCUUUAAUCAUUAAAUUGGAACAUUGAUUAAAUUCAAAGAUUGGGUACAUGAAUCCAUAUAAAGCCCAUUUUUCCUGUGUUUCAUAAUAGUCCUGAUCUUGGACUCUCUUGACCCUUGGUUCCACACUUCAUUAUCACUCAGAAUUUAAUUUAAACAUGGUCAUAUACUUGGGCUCACAUUGAUGAAAUGAAUUACAAAGGAAUUAAUCAACGUUAUUAACUUUCCCUGAAUAACAUCUGUUCAAAAUGGAAGCCGUGAUAAACUGGCCCAUCAUCUAACCGUAGUUUCAACAGCGCUUGAUUUAAUUGACCUGCCUUUGGGGAAGCUUGUGUGGCACGGCUCGCAGCACAUGCUAAUGCAGAACCACUUGAAAGAUGAUUUUUGUGUGUAAAAAUUAUACAUUUUCCAACUGAAAUGGAGGGCUGACUAUGUGGGGGACCAACACUUGUGAAAGACUUGGGUAUAAUAUUUUGUGAUCAGUAUUUGGUGAAACCUGCCCGACGUUCAUGAAGUGUCCGUCCCCUACAUGAAGUCAUCAGCUGCAUUUCUGUUGGCGUGUGUGUUUGUGUGUGUGCGUUAACAUCACCUGUGGCAUUUCCAGUAGAUGAAUGUGUAGCUGCCAUGGUGAUUUGUAUGCUUUGAAUGCAUUGGGAUGACAGCAGCAUUUUGUGCUUCUUGUGUUUUGGUGUGAGGGUUUUUAAUUUUGUUUGGCUAUGUUGACUUUUCCUUUGCAACAGAUUGUGGCUUUUGUGGUUCAACACCAUGAUCAUUGCAUGGACUAAUUUUCCCUUUUGCCCCCCCUUCUCUCUCCUUUGUACCUGCCACUUCCUGUUCCCUUCUCUUUUCCUGCUUUGUAUUUUCCUUCACCUACUGGUCAUCUGUGGUUAUGAUCAUUUACACCACACUUUGUCUGUGUCCUCUUUCUUUCUUUCUUCUCCUGUCCCUCGCUCUCUUGCUUAUGGCAGCUACCCUUGCAUUCUCUCUUGCAGCAGCGGCAGCAGCCGCUCAGGGCCCCCGCCUAAUAGCGGCCCCCACUGGUCAGGUGUUGCCUCCCCAGGCACUCCGGCCCCCAACACCAGCCGGGGCUCCCAUCAUGAACCUCAUCCGGCCCACUCAGAUGGCUGCCAUGCUGCCCAAUGGCACCCCCACCCUGGUGCCUCCCACACCGGAUGGCGGGCUCAUCUACACCACCCCUUACGAGUACCCAUACGCCCUGGCACCCACCUCCCUGCUGGAGUACCCCAUCGAGCACAGUGGGGUUCUAGGUAAGAGAGCCUGGGGAAGCAUGGGUGCGGCAGGUACAGCGGCCAACUUUAGCCAGCCUGGACAGGAGGGCAGCUUGUUUUACCCCGGAGCUGGGGUGCUGGACGCGGCCUCCAUGAGCCACAGUCAGGACUUGUUGAAAGGUAAAUAUGUCGUGUCCACCUGAGGAUCAAAAACAGACAAACUCAAAGAGUGGAUUUGCUGGGGAAGCUCUUGGUAAUGGGAUGACCAGCUAUGUGGCUCAUAUGGACACUGUAUUAAGAAGGCAAAGGGGGGACAUUACCUUGUGAGGGCUAGGCUCUUGGAAAGUUCUCUUUUAUGAUUUAGACGUCACUGUUUUAGACCCGCUCUCGCCAAAACAGUUCUGCUCUCAGGUUUACAUUGCCUCUUUUCUGCAAGGUUUAUAUAGGAGGACUUGGCUCAGUGUGAAAUGAGGCACGCCGGCAUAAAGACGCUCACAUACACGCAGCCUGCUCUCUAACCCUUUCAUGCACUGGCCUGGAGGCAUAUUCAGACUGGCGGCAGAUCCCCCCGGAUUUCUGCAGCUUUUGAAAUCAUUUCUCCGCGCUGCUCUCUGCAGGCGCGCCUUGAUGCCUGUAGAUAGUCCCUCUCUCACUCCCACUGGGGAUGUUCAUUAAAUUCCUCCAGUCUCCCCUUUUUCUCUCCUCCUUCCCCUCUCCCAAUUGUCUCAGCCUCACCCCUCUUGAACUCGAGCUCAGUGCUAAUACCUGACGUUCCUUUUUUUGUGUCAGGAGUACGGUUUCAUAUGAAGAUCUAUGUAUUCUAUCCAUUCUCACUGGUGCUUUACACUCAUCACAUCUGCUACCAAAGAGACAACUGAACAUGCAGUGAUGAAAUUAGACCAUCUCCUCAUGAUGGAUCGGAGGCCUGGUUAACAAAAGCAAUACUGUGUGUUAAAGCCAUGUUAGACAUAACAGGCCCCAGUUUGACCCAGUCCUCCUCCUUUAUUUUUGUCUGCAGCAUCAUCUGGCAGCAGCCGACACAGUGCAAUUUUAGCUGACCUGUGUUUUUUAGAUGCCUCUGGGAGUCAUGUGUAGAACAGACAGGGGCAGCUGACUGGCUUUUCUCUCUUUAACUUGCAGGGUUACACCAGCUUAGUGCAUUUUAUUUACUCACACUAUCGAUUGGUGCCUUCAGCAACACAGGGCCCUGUGGAACACACUCACUCGCGUACACACACACUCUGCACUCAGCUCAGCUGCCUGCGUCGUUGACUCUAGCCGCUGAGAAUAAGGAGAUGUCAGACCAUCUGCUACUUCAGAGCGGUGUAGGUGUCUUUGUCGACACGAGCCAAAACUUUCUCCUGACUUGACGACGCCAAAACAGAAAUCCAUGUCGCGCUUUAUUACGCACAUGUAAUUCACUUUGACCCCCUUCUCCUUGGAGACCUCGAUUCGUCGUUAUUAAUCCUUUAACAUGUUCCGUUCUUGAAAUACUUGAAAGUAUUGCGAUUCGCCAACAGCUAGUGUCAUGUAUUCCAGGCAGAGUCAAGCACCGCGGUAGGAAGAAAUCAGUUGUGACAAAUAUGGGAGCGAAAUGACAGCCUCUGCCGCCAGAGAACAGAUUGACCUGGAGAGAAAUUGUGAAGGAGAGAGAGAGUGAAAAUGAAAGAGAGAGGGAAAGGAAGAGGCAGGUGGUGUCUGGCACUAUUCAAUUACCAUCAGGGCUGUAUUGGAUUUCCCCUCCUUUCAAAAUAAAGAGACAAAUUUCUUUCAAUCCCCCCCUGGAUCCCAGAGGAAGAAUCACAUUAGUUUUCCAGACAGCCCAGGAGCCUUUACCCUUUACCCCCCCGCCCCCUUCAAAGAGUCCUCCGUAUAACUCUGAGCACUGUGGAAUUUUAUUACUUAAGUUAUGCAUUUUUUAAAUACCUAGUUAAACUCCAAAAAAGAUGGUUUAUUUUUUUUCUACUGCAUUUUUCUACAAGUGAAAAACAGAUAGGUGUGAUGUGUGUAUAUGUAUUAUAAUCUGUAUUAUGUUGCUAUUCUGUGUAUUGUUGUAUUAUCCAAGCAUUAUAAUGAUAAUGGAUAAAAUGUGAAUGUUAUUACUGUAAAAGAUGACUGUUUUCCCUUGUUCAAAGUGAAUGGUUUCUAACCUUGUGGACCUGUUACAAUCUAGGUGCAAUGGCUACUAAAGUGAGACGGCAUGACACGCGGGUCCAUCCUUACCAAAGGAUUGUGACCGCUGACAGAGGUCAGUUUAGUCUCCUAGCUACACUCUGCUAUUGACUGAUGAAUUUCAAUGAUUAUUAUGCCUAUUAUGCCUCGAUGCCUUAGUUGGGAAUUUGUAUAUUGUCUGUAUUGUAUUAUUUUUUUUGUUCUCCUUUCCCCCCACCACCUCUCCUACCCCAUACAUCCACACACCAGCUAAAUGGUUGCUUGUGGUAUGCACAUUUUGUUUACAUUAGUACUUAGAACAUAUGCAGUAUAUGUAGACUGUGUAUAUGUCAAAGCUCAGGCAAAAGUGAUCCGAACAGCUUUUGGUUCAUGCAGCUGUGAAGCCAGGACAGGUAGUACUUAGCAGGCAGUGUUGAAGGUGUAUAAUGACAUUCCUCUGAUGUGAGAUUAGAGCGUAAAAUGGGGCAGGCUUGUUCCCAUACAUGAUUUAUCUCCUCAGCUCAAAAGGAGCAAAGAAAAAGGAGAAGCAUUUCUAUACUGUAACAUAAGAGAGACCUAGUGAGCAGAAGACACGUAGCCAAGCUGCUACCAGGCACCAUUUCACCUUGAAAUUAAAAUUUAUUUUGCAUUUUAUUUUUCUAUGGAGGAUAGACACGCACAGACAUAAGCUGAGGUAGCUUGCAUUCUCUCCAGUGUUUUUGCAAAUAGAUUGAAAUAAAGCUAAAAUACAUUUUUUAAUAUUUCAGUUGUACAUGAGGUACUGUCAUUUUAUAUUUGAGCAUUUUAUAUCAAAUGUAUUUAUGGUUCUUGUGUAUAUUUAUAUUAUAAAAAUAUACUGCUAAAUAAAGAGAAAGAAUCGGAAAACAUCGAUUCAUCUAUUCAUUGCACAUUUGCCACUAGUCACAGUCCCCCCUCACAUAACAUUAGUUAUCGUAAGUCCUCCGUACGACUAAUCACACUGUCUGUAACUUGCACUCAAACUUGACAGACACUAAAACACUAGAUUUUUGUUUUUUCUGAUUUUUGUUUGUCUGUUCGACUUGUCUCUGCUUCAUUUUUGUUUUAUUUUCGUAUUUAUUUUUUGUUAUGGGGGCAAUGUGCGCUUUAAUUAAACCACACAGCUAUCUGGUUCAGGGUGGGGGCUGUAGAGUAGUUGGAAUCAUGACGCAGAAACGUCAUGAUAAUAAUAAUGAUAAUAAGAUUUGUAGGGUCCAUCUCACAUUGGCAUCAUGGGAAUUAGGAGUGUGGGGGAGGGGCAACAUAAGAGAUUGCAUUCAUUUUAUUGUUAAAAUGAUGUCAUUCCAGUCUCUUCUUGCUGACACUAAUAUCCUUUCUAUCUUUUUUUUUCUGUUUGUUUUGUUUUGUUUCUAACCACCUAGCCGCCACCGGCAACUAACACAUGACCUUCUGACCUCUGAACUCUUCACCCAAUGACGAGCCGCCCCAAGCCUGCCUGCUGAUCAGUUAACUGGUAAUUGCCUUUUGCUAGCCUCUCGGACGCAAGUGAGAGAGAGAGAGAGGCGCCUGCCCGUACAGUUACCCUAACACGUUCUGACAAAAAAAUAGAAACCAACGCAGAAUCUUCACAGAAACACAACGAAACUCAACAAAGUUGUGUAAUAUUCAUUUUUUCCCUCUGUUCAUUGAGUUCGAUUCCCAUUCUUUCUCUUUCUUUUUCUUCAUGAAUCACAUACCGGGUGGAUGUGUUUAAGUUUUCCUCAUAAAUCUGCACUGAAUUAUAUAGCAAUAAAGAACCCCACCCCAACCUGCCCACCCACCCACCCUCCUUUUUAAUGCUCUAAUUUGGUGACCUCACUUUUAUGAGUCAAAGUUCAAUAAGAUCCAUUUGACGCAAACCUCCUGGUUUCAGUAAAAUGACGCAAUCCCUCUAAAAUGCAAAAGCCCCCACCCCCAACCCCAACCCCACCCGCUUCCAACACCCACCUUUUUUUGGGAGAGAGAAAAAGAAAUAGAAGGAAAGAGAAGAUACACUCACAUUAACUUGUUUAAUUUCUGUCAUUUUUCACAUGUAGUGCAAUUGUUGAGCUCUAAGAUGUAAUUAUGAGCUGACACAUUCUGGGUGUGCACCUCCAAACAGCUUUCUGUCUGUUUUUUAAAAGCAUGGCUGAAAUGAUUGCAAAUGGAGCUUUUUAUGAUUUAUGUGUGUGUGUUUAUUUUUUUUUUUCUCCUGUCUUAUUUGUUUGCUUUUACUUUUGAGUCAUUUUCUCCACCUGAUUUUGGUUUUUCUGUUGUUCAUGUUUGACUAAUUAUCUUUGCUUAAAUUGACUAGCCAAAAUAUGGCAGGUGUUUAUCCCUUGAAAACAACACACAAAAAAACCACAACAACACAAUCCGAGGUUUGACGCAGGCUGCAGAAAAUAAGACCUGAUGAAGGGCAAGAUGGGAAGGUCAUUAUUUGGGAUGAGGGGUCUUUGUGUGUGUGUGUGCGUGUGUGUGCGCGUGUGUUUUUUUUAAUUAAUACUACAAUGAAAGUAGGGUGUGCUGAGGCUUCGGGGACAUUGGAGCAGUGCUUAUUAGCUACUGACCAUUGCUACGCCCCCAUCCACACUACAUCCAUUAUACAGUGCCUGAUGUAUUUAGAAAAAAAAUAUCUCAAUGAGUUAGCUGAGCUGUGAUUGAAAAGACAAAAAAAAAAGUAUUAAGUGUGCAUAUUUAGCCAAAGGGUUUUUCCAAUGAAUUAUAUAUCUGCAAUUAUGCAUCUGUCUCACAGAGGGCUCUUUGUGAUUUUAGAGUUUGGAAAGGUGUGAAUUUGUGGUGCCUGCCUUCAGCUGACACAGACUGCUGCGUUUCUCAGUUCAAAUCUGACACAGGGUUUUUUUUUUUUUUUAAUUUCACCCCCAAGUUUUUUACACACCCUUCCUAUAUGCUGUUUGAUGCAGAUAAAGUCCUUUCUGUUAAAUGUUUUAGCUGAAUUUUAAAAAGUGCAGUCUCUCCCCCAGUCUAAGAUUUCUGUCAUACGUGCACCUCUUUGGGUUGUCUUGGAUUUUUAUUUUUAAAAAGGCCAUUUUCAGGGUUCAGCAUCUUCAGAACACAGAACUUUGCAGAGGCACAGAGUUUUGUAGUGACACCGGCUAUCUGAUGAUUAAUUGAAAAAACAUCCUACCACUUUUUUUUCCUGUAUUUCCUCCUAACAAACAUUGUGUAUGAUGCAUCAGGUCAAGUUAAUUUAAUCAUAACAAAAUGUAUCUCAUGUUAGUUGUAACGUCUUUGAAUUUAGAUUUAAGCAGAAUAUGGGGCUCGUACUACUGACUACUACGAGUCAUGAUUUUUUGAGUGCCUUUUUUCACGUCUAAAUGAAUUUCCAAUAUGUGCCAAAACUGAACCAACUUCAUGGUUCUUGGAGAUAGGUUUGUAGUUUGGAAAAGUGAAAAAAAGCCUUUUUUGCAGAAGACAGCUUUCAGGGUGCAAGAAUGACAGAUUUUAGAAAUGGAGAAGGGGAUGAAUAAAGACUCAGCCAAACCAUUUUACAGAGCUGACUCUGUCUCAAAUAGCCUAUUUAUCAGGUUUGAACGAAUUCUCAGAUAAAAACAAAACCCUCCGUCUGAUUUGACUUGGGGUCAGUCAGGAGUUUUGACACAUUAAUGCUCUGUUUUCUGAGGUAAAUGCAGGCGGUUAACACUAAAUCUACAUGCUACUAGAGUACAGUCCAUGUUAGGGAAAAGGGCACUUUGAAGGUCUGUACAUAAAUGCUUUUGACAUUAUACCUGGCUUCUAUUUUGUGUUGUUUCAUCAGCCACAUUGCCAAAAGAGUGUUUAUGUUUUCAUUUUUGUUUUUGCAUCUCAACAUUUGGACUUUUUUCUUUUUUUCCCAGUUAGUUUUUUAUUCAACCCCAGUUGGUACAAAAGGUUGGCGCAGUGUGAGCCUUCCUGCAGUUAAACAUGUUUUAGUUUAUCGGUGAAACAUUCAUUUUUAACACAAAACAAACCAUCCAAAAGCGCAUCCAAAAUGUGUCACACCUCCCUGUGAUCGUAGACUAGAUCCUGAGCCCAUGAACCUUUGUUGAACUCUCUCAAGAAAAAAUAGGAUGUGAAAGCCAUGCCUGCCUGUUCAAAUUGCUUUAUACAUACGUAUUAUAUAUAUAUAUAUAAAUAUAUAUAUAUAAAUAUAUAAAAAUGUAGAUAUCUGUCAUUGCAUAUACAAAUACAGAAGAGAACAAAAAAUAGAUAAUUUUACAGGGUGCUGGAGAAGAGAAAAAAAUUAAGAAAUCUAUUUUUGGCAAUUUUAGCUUUUGAUACUUUACUUGCAGUUACAAAAUCAGAAAAAAGACAUAAAAAAAGUUUUAAACAGUAUAGGGGGAAACAAAAAGUGAGUGGGUGAGGAAAAAAAGUGCUGUUACCCUGGAUAUGAUUUGAAAAGGAAGACGAAGACCAAAACAGUCAUAACCCUGGAAAAGUUAGAGACAGCGAGACAGACGCCUGGAGAGUUUUUAAAAAAAAAAAAGGAUGAUCAAAUCAAAGUGCCUUAUCAACAGUGGUUUCUGUUUUCUGAGUAUUCCAGUUGUGUUUCAAUAAUAUCCAGCACCCACCGCGACGGCGCAGAGAGGAAUGGCUAGUGUUACACGCUCUGAAUAAUCGAGCAGGGUAGCUCCCACCUUUAUCGUGGCGUUACUCAAGUUAUUCUAUGCAAAAAGAAUAGCAGUCGUUUUGACCAGCUAAAAUAUGUGCCAUGGUUUUGUCUUCCUGAAAUGAUUUUGUUUUCUGUUCCUUGACUUGAUGGCCCUUUACUCUGCUGUAUGUGCAGGUUUUUGUUCUCUUUUUUUGUUGAGAUUUUAAUGAUCAUAUGAGAUAUUGUCUUGAUUUAUUUUUCUUUUUUUUUCUUUUUUGGUGAACUGUGACAAACUUCCUAGAACAAAUUGAACUGCCAAUUGCAAUGCAGCAGUCUGCCAGAUCAUGUUUGGAUCAUGAACAAAGACAAAAAAACAAAAAACAAAAGCCACAACGUUCAAGGGAAUGGAUAUAAAAAUGGGGGAUGAGUCCUCCCUGUUUGUUUCAACAGCUGCAAACUAAAGGCAUUCAGUCCAUGUCUGCUUAUUUGACAACAGACUACCAAUACAAUCAGGAGGUUUAUAAUGGACGGAUGAAACGCUGAUUAAUAAAACAAACAAGUCUUUUUACGGCCAAACAGUUUCCAGCUAUUGAAACAAGUGCCAGUUUAUUGCUGGAAGGAAAACUAAACUCGUAUUGUUAAAUUGAGGAAUUGGAUCCCAAUAUCACCCCUGGCAGUUUGUUUUUCUACUCAUAGCUCUUUCAUUGUGCUGUUACACCGAAAAGGUCAAUGAAUUUUUCUUCUCAGUGUUAUUAUUUUAAAAUUGAAAUGCAAUAUUAAAGCAGAUCAAGAGAUGGCUAUUCAGCAUUUGACAGUAUUAAGAAAAUUCCCUCUGCAAUGUUACAACUUGCUGUGUCAUUGUGAAAGGCUGGAUAAGUCCAUCAGGUGAAAGGUGAAAUCUAAACCUACCGUAUUCUCUCUGGCCUGCCUACUACAUGUAUGAUAAUGUAAUUAACAGCCAUUGUUACAGGUUUAUAAUGUAUUUUUCUAAUCUCAUUUUAUAUGUAUAUUAAUCAUGUUUCUGAGUGCUUUUCUUUCUUUUCUUUUUUUUUUUUUUUUUUAAAGAAACCCACUGCUACUUUUUUCUCCCCUCUCUUCCUCCCCUCCCUCUCUUUUACAUCUUGAAAACUGUCUCUUGUGGGGAGUGUUGCCUUUUUCCCUGUUAUAUUUUGUUUUGUUUUUUUCUUGCCAAUUCCCAGCUUGUUUAACUCAUUAGCGACUUUAUUAGUUUCCUUGUCAUAAGUAUUUUUACAUGCUUGCAUUUAGUUUUCAUGGUGUAUGCUGUUAUUUUCUUAUUAACCUCUUGGCAUUUAUUUUAAUAAAACAUUCUUAGUAAGAAUUUUACUAACUUUGCUGAUAUUUUGUCUUGUGUUUUUAACCAGUUUCAUGAAUGUAUUACCUUGGUCUGGUUCACGGACUAACACGAUUAAAAACUGGUGUCUGGCCAUCACUUACACUGACUGAUUCACACGCACACUACAGAAACACACACACCUCCAGUCACCUGCAGUCACACACAACUUAACUGGAAGCUGCACGAGUUGAUAAGCGCCCUCUCCCUCCCCUUCCCCUUCACUGCCGCUCACGCACUCUCACCUCUGUGCUGAAGAAACCUGCUCACACUCUUCAUACUCGCCCUUCCCUCUCGCUCAGUUCCCACACUGCCGCUGUGUCCUGUCGUCUCUGAGACGACCUUCGUUUUAGUCGUCCUGUCCUUCUGUGUCACUGACCCUGAGAGACAGCAGCAAGUGUCGCAGUGUCUGGUGGAUGGGAUGGGAGGGGAGGGCAGGGGUGGUCAUAUAAGCUGCACGUUACUUAAGGUCACUGGGUAUCCUCUGGGUGAGCUGUUCUCUCUACACUCUGGUUAAAAGAGUGUUUUUUUUCCUCUCUCUCUCUUUUUUCGUCGUACACAAUGGUUACUCUCAUAGAGUGGGAAGAAUAAUCCCUAAAGAUAAAAGUCCUCUUUCUCCUCAUUCGUGCAGGACUAGCGAUAAUCUGUGCAAAGACACUGCAUAUUAGUCAUCUCAAAAGGAUUAAUUUUACUGUGAAUCAUGUAAAGCAGGACAUUACAACUCGGGGGCUAAAUUCACAGAUGACAGUUGUGUGAUAGUCUAAAUCUGUCCCCAGUCUUUCAUUGUGUGUUUUUUUCCUCCACUGCGCCCGUGGCUUGUCAUGCCUGGAUAGCAGCAUUACAGUUAUCACCAGCUGUUGUCUGUUUGGUGAACACUUCUCCCCAUUUGGCUUAUUGAUAUAAGCACUAAUACUGGGCCAUUUGGGAGCGUCCAUAAUGCUUAGACACACACCAGUACACCGUGCCAAUAUGAAGUACUCUGGGAUCAAAACAACCCUUUCUAUUCCUUCCAGUGUAAAACGCUGAUAUGGCUUUCAGCUAGGCAGUAUUUAUAGUUUUUUUUUUUUUUUUUUUUUGGGGGGGGGGUUACGUUGUUUCUUUAUUUCUGCUGUGUCAGUUCUCUCGUCCCAGGUUUCCUCUCGCUUCUAUUCAGCUUUUUUUCCCUCCUCCUCCACUAAUUCAAGGUUUUGACACUGACACACAAGCAAAGAAAGAUUAACUUUAUUAAUCCUGAUUAUUACUUAUAACCCACUGAGUGAUAACCCAGUAUUUCCUCUCUCUAUCUCUCUCUCGCUCUUUACUUUUGAAAUCUGCACAACAAAAACAACUCGGCCUUAGCUGUCGCAAUUUCCCUUCAUGUCUCAGCAAGUGAAGAACAAGGAUUAAAAGUGUCUAACAUCAAACUUAACACUUCUCUUCCUCUCUGGAAUUAACAUCUUUGAUCUGAAAAAAAACGCGUGUUUUUCGCCUCCGACACCUGCUUGUACACCAACAAGACGAGGCAGAGAUUGGAUUACAAGCAGCAAACACUUAGUUUUUCCUCAUUUUUUUUUACGUAGAGCAUAAGCUUUUUUUUUAUCUUUUUUUUUUUCUUCUUUUUUUGGAUUGGCUCCUUUCAUGCCGUAAUGAGCAGCUCGAGCCAGUAGCCGUCCAUUAGCAGCCGAUUUAUUUUUCUGUUUGUCAGCGCGAGCAGAUGAAAAAGACAUUAAUCGUGAAAGUUAUUUUCCAGAGCACAACAAACACUGCCUAACAACAAUGCAUCUGGGAGUUAAAAAAGAAGUGCCUUUUCCCUUGAGAUUGGGAAAUAGUAUAUUUUUGUAUUUUAUCAUUCAAGUGCCAAUUUUCUGCCUCCCUUUAUCUUGCCGGAAAGCUUUUAUGUCAAGCACAAAACAAACUAAAUGCCCACGCUUUUUUUUGUACAUACUCAAAUAUAACUGGGAACGUUUGACUGGAAACUGGGAAUUUUUGGUCACAACUGUUCCCUCCAUUAAACUCGUUGGGUUUAAUGGCUCCUGUUUUGAAUCUGACUGACUGAGAACUCUGUUGUUCUGAUUGGACCACAGUAUGCUGUAAAGGUCUGCGUGCAUACUGCUGCCAUGUUCUCAGUGCCUUUACCAAACGCAGGGCAUUCAGUGUAUUUAUCUACUAACUUCCUUUUCACCUGUCAGUCGUUUCUUUUUUCUUCUGUUCUGUUUAACAAACAUUCCUCCAAUGAGUUAAACGGCAGGUUAACCAAUCAGUAUUGCUCUCAGCGAUGUAGCACUCAGGUGGUUAAAGGGCAAAUGCUACCAAAAGACAGAACGAGAACAUCUAAAGCCCCACUGGAAUUUUUCUUUAUUUUUGACUGUGAUAAUUAUGCAUUAAAAGUAUCAUAUCUAUAUAUUUUUUUUCUUCCUAAAAUCAUACUAGUAUGAUAUAAACUGUAAGUUCCUCAUCCAUAUAGUGGUGCACUAAAAUCUGUGAGAUUUCUCUUUUUUUUUUGUUGUGGAGUUGUAAGUUUUUAUGUGAAGUAGCCUUUAUUUUGUUUUGUGUUACUUUGUUUUUAUGGAGGGUUAGACUGAGAAUUUUUGAUUAGGGUGUAAAACAUGUAUUGCCAGUUUUUGUUGCUCACACCAAAAAAAAAAAAAAAAAAAAAGAAAGAAAAGAAAAAAAGGAAAACAAAUGUCAUGUGUGCAAUAAAGAACCAUAUUUACAAGCUUCCCUCUGACUGCUCUACCUGGACUCGUCCUUUUGCUUCUUUAUGGCUGACAUCAUUUCUGUGGAUUUGCUGUGACUGUGGGCCGUUAAAAGGUAGGUGUGCCGCACAUUUGCAGGAAAUAAAAACGUGAAAGUUCAACGCUGGCUAAAUAAAUCUCGCCUAAGCCUUCAAAGUGAGAUCAAGCCCUCGCUUGGAUUUAAGCGCGGUGCUAUCAAAAAUGUUGGAAAUGUCGGCCUUCUGAGAGGGUUACAGUGAAAGCUUUCUCUUCGGAGAUGGCAUUUUAUCUGUCUGAAUCUAUUUCGGGCUGGAGUCGUCUUGAACAGCCACAUAAAUGACCAGUUAUUCACUCCAGUCAAUCCCUCUGCAUUCCCAGCAUCUCUGCUAAACAGAUGAUAUUAAAAAUACCAUGGCAUUUGGUUAAAAGUUCACACUUGUGCUGCUGACAGAACACUGACACCAUUAAGAGACAGAUCUAUUUUAAUAGAGGCGAUGCACAGUUAUGUGUCAGAGCUGGACAGUGAACUCAGCGCAGAGGUCGAACACCCGCUAAAAUCUGCACGUCACACCCGAUGAGCUGUAGGUUUUACAUGCUCACUAAAACGGCGAGAUGACAUCUUCUACACAUUGACCAGUCUUCAGAUUAUUGAUCCAUCUUAGACCAGUGUGCUCUAGAUAAAUGACUAAAUAAAUUUGGGGCCAAAUCACAAAGAAUUUUAUGUCCUCCAUACAUAUAACUGGUGUUUACUCUAAGAGCAGCAGCGCAGGGGUGCUGGUUCUGCACGAGUCCCAGCCAUGACCCUUGUGCUGCAUUUCCCCACUCUCUACUCUCCUCUCUGCAGCUGCGUUCCUCCACACAGAUCUGUAUCAAAUCUGGAUCUUAGACAUGAACAUGUUAAUAGCAUCACUGAGCUCUAUAAUAAAACUCAACAUUUUUGUGGUCUUGGUCUGUCAUGAAACAUGAAAACAUACAAUCCAAUCCCAGGACAGAUUGUCACGUUUAUCACCUUCAUUAAAUUUUGAUGUUCAGUUCAUGAGAAGUAUUUUAGUUGACUUGAUUCUGGAGACACCUCUGGACAAAAUCAUGCAGAAUAAAGAAAUCACUGAUCUUAUAGCUGAUAACUUUAUAUCGCGGUGCUGACAGGCGUCAGCAUGACAGUGGUACUAUUUCAAAAUCACCUCCUGAAAAAGUGUAAGGAAAUAUCCCACUGAGCAAUAGACGGCUAUUAGAUGUCCAUUUGUUUUUUUGGCCCUAAUUUCAGCCGUCUAUGGCUUUAGACAGAAUUUAGACGUUGCACUUUAAUCCAUUAUUUGAUAACUAUUUAUUUCAAAAAGCAACUGUGAGUUGCAUAACUGAUCUCCAAGUUAUUAACCAAAAUAAUUAUGAUAGCAAAACCAAGUUCUCCUUCUAGGAGGGUAGGCAAAAUAAGCCAUGGGCUUCAGCCUACACCUUGGAGAAGAAUGUAUUUGUAUAUUUGUAAAGAACAAUCAAAUCCGAAAUCUAAAAAAAUAAACUCCAAAAUAAAUCUGAAUCUGAAUAGCUGUUGAGCAAUAUAUAGUGUAGUAUAGAUAUAGCCCAGAUUUAGAUUUAGGCUAAAUGUAGAUGUCUAAAAAACUUUCAUUUUUAGACCUGUGGUAGCCUGAUUUUAGACCAGUCAUCUCGACUACAUUCAGACGUCUAUUAGACCUCUCUUAGACCAAAAAAUGCUCAGUGGGAUUUAGUAAAUUCACAUGUUUUUAGGAUACUGAUGCAGCUAUUAUAAAACCACACAUACAGUAGUCAAGCAAAAAGAAAGGGUUAAAGAGUGCUGAUAUCAAAUGAGAACCUGAACACAUGAAAUGCUAAACCUAAUUCACGGAGACAAUCCGAACUGUUGCUGCUGCCACUUUAAUGCCAUCCGCAUUAUAUGCAGGAUAAAAACAGCUGCUUAAUCCCAUUAACAGAUGACUAAAGGUAUGUAUACUAAUGCCCAAAUCUGGUUUCUGCUCUGCAUUUGGAUUCUGCACUCCAGCCAAGUGGAAUCAAACUGAUUUAUCUAUGCAUACUCAGCUCAUGGCGAACACAUGCAGAAUAUAAAACUCAUCUGAAAGACUUCAUGGUGCAUCUUUUUUUUUUUUAUGUGUGCUGUCUGGAGGUUUUGAAUGCAUCCUCAUAUAAUUUGUGGAUGACUGUGAAUGGAUACAAACUGAAUCAAGAGAACUUUUAAACCUGCGAUGAAAGUCAUUUGAACCCCCGCUUUAGUGAGUAGUUUUCUCGUCUUCCUCAUCAAACUGAUGAGUCAGGGCCGCCGUUUAGUCCCAUUUACAUCAGUUAACAACUCCGGUGGGGUUCCUGAUGAUGCUGUGAGGUGAGCUGAGCCAGCUGUCGCCACAAAGUAAAGAAGAAGGGAUGUGCAGAUGCAUAUUUUCCCAGACCAAAAUUUCAUAAAUACACUGAAGAGAAGUUCUCACUAUGCCCCAAACCAGGAACUCUGCAUCCUAAACGACACGGACAAAUCUUCCUCUCUCUGUUCUCUCAUUUAGCUGGAGGCCAGAGCUGGAGCUGCCGCCGAAUGGGGUAGCAGGCAGUAACGGUUCAUGGCAGGGGGUGCUGCUGGAAGUGACUUUAAAGCCGCGCAGGAAGCGAUGAGAGAGCGCAGAAGUGGAAGGGAGGAGGUGCAGGGUGGUGCUGAUGGUGGCUUUGGCCCCCGGGAAGAUGCAUCAAAGGAGCAUUUGUCGCAGAGAGCAGCUGGGAGUCUAAUCAGAGAAGGAGAACUUGGUUUUGCAUGAGUGUGUGUGUGUGUGUUUGACAGAGGGGAGAGUGGAAGGGUUGCAUCAGUACUGACAGAUGAACCAGCUUCCUGUGGAAUGAAUGUAGGGCAUUCAUCAGAGUGCAGCUGUUUCUCUCUCUCUGUCUUGCUGUGUGUGUGUGUGUGUGUGUGUAUGCGUGUGCGUGUGUGUGUUGUUUCAGCGUGCACAGUUGUUGCAUGUUUCAGGCUUAGAUUGAUGAAUGAAACUCUGUAGUUCUUUGGGCACCUGUGCCGAGUGACACAGUCUAGCAGCUGGAUUUUGUGUGGAUAUGUGUGUGUGUUUGAAACAGAGAGACAGACAGCCCUGAGAGGAGCAGCAGUUUUAUUUAUUUUGUUUCCACAGAGGAGAAUUUCUCCUUCAGGAAUGAGUAACAGAGUCAUUCUGUGGCUCUUUGUGAAAUCCAUCACUCGGUAUUGUAAAGCACAGGUGAUUGCGUCCUCCAAAAAAUAUCUUUCUUUCCGAGUGAAGCUCUUAAGAACACCUCCUGCUUCUCUUUGUCAAGCUGCAAAUGUCAGGGUUGGUGGCAAACUUGAGUUUGUGACUUGUGUUUUUCUACAUAAUGUGUCUUAUCAGCUAGCAUGUGUGGCUGGACAGGUAGGCUGGAAUUUCCACAGUCUGUCAUGUUGUCAUGAGACGCAUUUGUCUCUAUAGGAAGCAAAGCUAUCCUCAGAUAAAUCACACCACUCCAGUUUGCAAAGAACAAUGAUUCCUCCCAGCCAGUCUAGCAGACUGUCCCAGUGUUUUUCUGCCGCUCUUCUGUUGAGUGAUCCAGACAGGUGUGAAUACUGCAGGCCUGCUGUGUCACCUAAUGCUGACAGAGACUUUCUAACAGGUGUGUGCGAUGUCCUCUGUCAGGUCUCUCUGUCUCUCUGCACCCACUUGCCAGCACAUUCCUCCACUUACAACAGCUGUGCAAAAACUAUAAAAGUUUAAGCACUGCAUGCUCCAGUCAGAUUGGGUUAAACUCAAAGCAGACGAAAGUUCGAGUUUUUGCACCGGGGGGAUAACGGGCUGUGCGAAAUACAUGGAAAGCAUCUCUAGGAGAAGUCAAAUUUUUAGUGCGGAGAGUAGGAAAAGUGUCAACACAGUGAUUCAACUGACACGAGGAGAAAUAAACUUUAGGGUCAAUUUGAGUGUGCAGGUUACAUGUCCUCGUCGUAAAACCUGUGAGGGAAUUUUGGAUGCUCAAGCGCAGUUUUUCCAAGAGUUUCAUUUCAAAUAAACACAAGGUACAAGAAACUCAUCCCAUGAGACUAUAAUCCCAACAUAAAGGGUUUACCCUCAAGUCACAAAACCUACCAUAUGGCCCCUAAGGCCAGGGGCAGCAGCUUCAGGAGGGAAGCCCAGACGGCCCUCACCCCAGCCACUUUUGCCAGCUCCUCUGGGGGGAUUCCGAGGCGCUCCCAGGCCGGGCGAGAGAUAUAAUCCCUCCACCUGGUCCUGGGCCGGCCACGAGGUCUCCUCCCAGUGGGACAUGUCCGGAAUACCUCUAACGGAAGGCGUCCAGAAGGCAUCCUAACCAGAUGCCCGAGCCACCUCAGCUGACUCCUCUCGACGUGGAGGAGCAGCGGUUCUACUCUGAGCUUCUUACCCUAUCUCUAAGGCUGAGCCCGGCCACCCUGCGAAGGAAACCCAUUUCGGCCACUUGUAUCCGCGAUCUUGUUCUUUCGGUCAUUACCCACAGUUCAUGACCAUAGGUGAGGGUCGGCAUGUGGAUCGACCGGUAAAUUGAGAGUCUCGCCCAGCAUCACUUCUGACGCGGCUCCGAUCUGCCUGUCGAUCUCCUGCUCCAUCCGACCCUCACUCGUGAACAAGAUCCCGAGAUACUUGAACUCCUCCAAUUGAGGCAGGACCUUUCUUCCGACCUGGAGAUGGCAAUCUACCUUUUUCCGACUGAGGACCAUGGCCUCGGACUUGGAGGAGCUGAUUCGCAUCCCAGCUGCUUCACACUAGGCCGCGAACCGCCCCAGCAAGAGCUGAGCUGAGCCUCUAAUGUCUCCAAACACACAAAAAAACACGGGGAUAGAUCAAUCAAUCAAUAAAUCAAACUUUAUUUUUAAAGCACUUUUCAUACAUAGAUUGUAGCACAAAGUAAAUAAAAUAGUAAAUAAAGAUAAAUAUUAAAGUAAUAAAUAAUAUAGUAGAUAAAAUAUACAGAAAUACAAAUACCAAACCCCACCCACCCUUCCAACCCCCAUUCAACACAUCUAGCACUCACAUGCUCACACAGAUACAUACACAAAAGACCAGGUGAGGACUCUUCAACUUGCCACAGAUGAUUGAGGAAACGCUUUAUCCAGGACUAAAGCGAUAAAACCAUGAUAAAAUAUAAUAUAGAUGAUAAAGCGUUAAAAGUUAAUUAAAAUAUAUAUAUAUAUUUUUGUUUGUUUGUUUGUGUUGUUUUUUUUCCUCCUGUUUUUGUUUUGUUUUGUUUUUUUGUUGUUUUUAUUUUUUGUUUUUUCUUUUUUUGUUGCUUUUCAGUUUGAGGACAACGGAUGAAAAUUAGCCUUAGCUAACUCGGCUGGUUUACAAUGAGAAUAGACUUCUUGUAUCAUGUCUUCUUCUCCUUGUCCAUGAACUGGUACUGUCCUGUCUAAAUAAAUGAAUUUAAAAAAAAAAAAAAAAAAGUCUUAAAAUUAAACAAUAACAGCAAGUGAAUUAAAGAAGAGGUAAUUAAACACAAAAGAGUUACUCUAGGACUAAAAUAGCAUAAAAUCACAUGCCAUGCUGUGAGGUGUCACAGUUGAUUCAUGCUAUCCACACAGCAACAAAGGGGAAAAAAAAGAAAAAAAGGAAAGAAAACAGGGAAGGAGGUAUGGAGAGAGAUGCCAUAAAGACAACAGAGAAAGGGGAGCCCGGCUAAGAAGCCUAAUUUGGGUUUUUACCUCAGUGCUACAAACCAAACUGCAGACACAGCAUGUUUGGAAGAGUCCAACUUGUCUGAUUAUUUAAAAAAAAAAAAAAAAGAAAAAUACUGGUUUGUUUUUUUUGAAAAAUUAUAACACUCUCUUCUCCCAUGUGGGUCUUCCAGAGCCCAUCAAAAAGUGAUAAACACCGUUAUUAAAGGUGUAUUGGGGGCUGAGAGACCUGCAUGUGGCUGCUGACCAGAUUAUGUGUGAAUCAAAAUGAGACGGUCACUUUCCCCGUCUUCCACUCCACAGUAUGUGACAGAUUUUGACUUUGCCAGUUACUCUUGCAGCUUGAACUGUUGCCAGGUGUAAUCCAGGCAUCUGUGAAUGAAGAAAGCCUCACAGUUUCAUCAGUGUCGGUGACAAUUCAUGCAAACUAUGUGACGAAAACCCAAUCGCCAGAGGUGCGCAAGCUGUUACAGCUGUUUCACACCAUCUCUGCUUUGACUGCGAGAGCUGAAAGGCCCUUUCUGAGGUCAAAAGGUCAGUGAUGGCGCCGGGCUAAAAAGAUUUGUCAGCAGUGGAUGAUUUGGAGGUCAUUAGUGACUUCUCACGACUUAAUGACCAAGUGGUGAGUGUGAUACUUGAUCUGCUGUACUUAUGCUGCAUUUGAGUUACCUCGGAAGUCAGAUAUCGAAGCUGAAAAUGACGUCACACCAGAGUAACCAGCGUUUCAGUUACCAAGUUGGAAAAAAGCAAAAUCAGAGGCGGAAACUCCGUUAUUUUAGUGCUUGCCUUGUCCGAAUAAAACAAGGAUAAGGCAAGCGCUAAAAUAACUUUCGUAGAUGUAGCCAUCUUGUUUCCACCUCCGAUUUUGCUUUUUUUCUGACUUGGUAACUGAAACACUAGUGAUUCUGGUGUGACGUCAUUUUCAGCUCCGACAUCUGACUUCCGAGUAAACUUGAACGCAGCAUUAGUCCGAGUUAAACAAAGUUAUAUAAUCAUAGUUAAAGUCACUUUUAUUAAACCAGUUCAAGCCAGUCCAGUACAUUCAUCACUGCCUAAGUCGUUUCCUUUUGAGCCUCCUUUCCCUCCAGAAACAGUUCCCUGCUGCUAAUUACCUUUUAAUCUAAGGCUGGACUUAUUUUUGAUGUUUUCCAGCUUUAUUUUGAGCCAAUUCAGCUUUUAUUUCCCUUUUGAUACACAACCGGCUUUCAAUUAACACACACAGCAGACAUCUUGACAGCUGUCGCUGCUUCAUAAAAGCACAGGUGGGGUUAAUAAGCUAAUGAUGACUGUUUCUUUGCCUCCCCUGUCAGACAGCCUUGCAAAUGGGUCCCACUCCCACUCCAAGUGGAUUGAACACAAGUGUCAAACUCAAGGUUUCAGAAGAAGCAGUUAGCAUAGCAGGCUAGCUAACAGGUAAGUCUCCUGUCUGUGUAGGCACAUUGAAGCUUUUCGUGUCUAUCGUUUCUGCUUUCUCUGAGCCUUUUGUUCACUUUCUCCUGUUGUUCAUGAUGUGAAAGUACACUUCAGCGCCGAUUGUAAACAACAGGAAAGGUGGUCACCCCGAAGCAGACUCAGACAAAUACACAAACUUCAAACUUUGAAUCUUUUCGUACAAAGACUGACGGCGCUUUGAAGAGAGUUUACCUUCCUCUGACCGGGCUUUCCUGCAGUUUGAACCCUGAACAUGGCAGCCGUGUAAACAUGACCUCAUCAAACUCCAAAGCUACAAAAACACAAACACAGUCAUAAAAGCAGCCACAAGAAAAACCUCUCUUUACUUUUUUUUGUGUUUAAUUCGUGUUGAAAGUAUUUGUGUAUAUGUGUGAAGUAUUCCUCUAGAUGAAGGGAUAACUGCUAACCUUAUUAAUCUGAGAAGCAGAGAUGUGUGUACUAAUGUGUGUACUAAUGUGUGUGUGUGUGUUUGUGUGUGUGUGUGUGUGUGUGUGUGCUUAAACAUAUAGGAUGUGCAGUUGUGCUUGUUCGUUUUCACUAUGAUUCUGUUUGUGUGUGUCUGCGUGUGUGUAUUCACCCUGGGAAAUGAAAACGCUGACCCAAUUUAAUACACCUGUGUCUCGCUGCACUCUGGCCCAGCACUCAAUCACACACACACACGUACACGUACACACACAAUCACACACACACACCUCGACCCUGACUCCAGUGGAGUACAGCUUUCCAACACCUCAUAAUCCCAGAGCGCUGCCUCGGCUGUGCAGAUAAAACUCGUCCGAUUCAAAUGUAGGAGGUGUUUUUCUACCAUUUCCUUUUUUCUUUCGCAAAAUCAGAAAAUAAUAAACCUCCAACAGGAAGAUGGAGUAACAACCUUUUCGUGAGACUUUUAUUAGUUACACUUUUCUUCUUGCACGUCGUUGAGUCAGCGUGCGAAUGCUUGAGCAUAUUUCUCAAGUAGAUUUACAACUUUAAUAGUUAUAAAAUAAAGCUGUUGAAGUCAGCUGUUGAGACAAACUAUGUCUGCAGGUGUACCUGUGCAGAGAGAGGAUGUUUAAUAUUUAAAAGAGUGUAUUAAUAAUGCAAAGAAAUAUACUGCACAAACAG
This is a messenger RNA of Xyrichtys novacula (pearly razorfish), 84511 nucleotides long. NCBI's taxonomy places the organism in Eukaryota, Metazoa, Chordata, Actinopteri, Labriformes, Labridae. The record is from the annotation of a GenBank genome assembly.